CAAGGACUUGCCAGUAUCCAAGAUGGCGCUUGUUGCCCGGUCACAUGCUUUUUGCCAGGGAGCUGACGUCAUUGUUUAUGUCUGGAGCCCGCAGAAGCAGAUGAGCCGGUACUAAGGGGCACAUUUGGGCAUCUGUGCUAUGGGAACCCCCAAAUAUCCCAACACCCUUCAGCACUGCCAUGAAGAUGGGACAGCCUGAGCCAUAAUGCCAGGAGAAAUACCCAGCUAGGCCCACAAGUGAGUGACAGAGUGAGGGGGACACAGUGUCAACCAUGCCUUGGCCCUUCUCAGAUUCCAUCAAGAAGAGGGCCUGCAGGUACCUGCUGCAGAGAUACCUGGGCCACUUCCUGCAGGAGAAGCUCAGCCUGGAACAGCUCUCAUUGGACUUAUACCAGGGCACUGGCUCCCUGUCACAGGUGCCCCUUGAUAAAUGGGUAAGCUUUGCACCAUUUUGGGUUUUGGGCUUGUCACAUAGGUCCUGGCAUGGGUCUGGGGGUCUUCAGCCCAUAGGUAGGUCUGGGUUUGGAGGUCUUCAGAUGAUGGCUGAGGAUACUAUGAUUAUAUAUUGCAAGAAUGCCACUCAACGCUAAAUGGAAAUCAUGCAACAGCAGGUAAAGGACUAACAUGUGAGGUUUGCAUUUGUUUACUCUUGUGAGUACAGGAGGGAGUGUUUAAUGACAUGUACAGUGGGGUUUGGUUUAGACUUAGUCCUGUAAUAGUUGUUAACCCUUGGAGCAACAUCUGUCCGUGGCUAUAGUCUUUUUUUUUUUUUGUUGUGCCACACCUGCCACUGCAUGGACACAGCAUUUGCCCAAAGUUAACCAUCGUGAAACUAGUCAAUGCUAUCUCUGGAUUACCCCUUGGUUGGUGAAGCUUUUCAGUUUAUAGCUUCCAUUGCAGAUUCAAGCUAAUAGAAUCAUGCUGUUAACAUAGUAUUUAUGUAUUAUUGUAACUCUUUUGUAGUUAGUAGUAUUUCUAUAAAUUUUGCAUUUAUUUUUACUCAUAUUCCAGUUGCUUGCAUGUGCAUUCAAGUAUUUUUAUUUCUUUAAUUCUGCUUUGAUUGCUAGGGGCUCUUUUAUUGUAAACUAAAUUUCAUAGUUGGUCCCAUUUAUGUGGUCAAUUUUCAAUUUAGCAAAUCCUUUCGUGGUAAAUUGGUAGAAUUUCUGUUAGGGCUAGUAAUCAGCAAGUAAACGUAAUUAGAAUUUAAUAAUAUUAUUUAUUAGACUUCAUUGUUUAUGUGAUGGCCAAUACCUUUAACUAAUUGGGAAAUUAGAGAUAUUGACGGUAUUGGUGCUUAACAUCUUACUUAACACCUCUAUUUCUUCUUUUGGUAGAUUAAUUUUGUUUGGGAUGCAAGGAUAUUUGAGUGUAUUAACUAAAUCAAAAAUUUGGAGAAUUUACAAAUUAAUGGGAAAUUUUGAGUAGCUGAAAGAUUAUCCGUUUGGAGAAUUUUAACCUACAAUGUGCAGUGCCUUUGUCAAUUCUCCUCAAUUUCUAUUUUAGUAAAUAAACUGAGAUGUACAAAAUUGAGAUGGAUGACAGUGCACCCACAUCAGUCCCCUCCUGCUAACAUACUUUUCUUUGGCUGGCAGUAACCAAUGGAUCACUUUUCAGAAAGCAGAUAUUUAUAGAGUCGUGUUUGUUUACAUACUUGUUUUUGAUUUAUUAAGUACUGCUAUUUGUAGCAAUCAAAGUAUAUAUAGCAUAUUUCCAAUAUUAUAUUCAAUAUAUAAAGUUUUUGCAUCAUGUGUGUGGAUUUUAUAAACCAAUAUAAUCUUUUUAACAGUGUUUGCUUCUUCAUGCAGAAUAUUAUUGUGUUAAAUUUCCUGUAGCUUGCUUCCGAAUCUCCAGUCUGCUGCAGUGGAUGCAUGCGUUUUAGUGCAAGGUUGUUUACUUUGCGGUGUAUUUCGGUUCACCUUUACCCUUUCUGAAUGAACCCACCAAAGUUACUAUACGUCAUUCCUGCUUCAUUCAAUUCGUAUACAAAUUAAAGGGACACUCUUAGCACCAUCAAUGCUUCAUUCAAUUUGUAUACAAAUUAAAGGGACACUCUUAGCACCAUCAUUGCUGGAUGGAGUAUUAUUGCCCUUAAAAUCUGGACUUAUUUGUAUAGAUGAUGUGGAAAUUAAACUAAUGAAUUACUUGUGCAGUUUCAGAGAGGAUGGGGUUUGGGUUCUGAGUAACCUUGUUGCCCCUCACUUUGCAAUUAUUCACAUGACUUGACAGAAAACAGCAUUGAAAGUAUUCCUGCAACAUCAUCUACAAUAAGCUGUAUGUUUUGUUGCUUAGACUAGAGUAUACCUUUUAAAGGAGCACUCCAAUGGAAACAUUUUUAUUUCUUUUAACAAAUUAGUAGACAUACCCACAAUGAAAAUAUUUAUGCAUUUUUUGGGGGGAGUAUAUCUAAAAACUGCUUACAAACGUAGCAGGUCUCUUCUAUGCAACUUUUGAAAACUCUAACAGGUGUGUGGACUUUUUUUUAUUUUUUAUUUAUUUGUCCAAGGGACUAAAUAGGUAGCCCAAUCUACUCGUCCUGACGCAAGAUAGUUUUAAUCUUUUUUAAAAUAAGUUUUGUAAUAUAAAAAGAGGAAACACUUUUAAAAUUUUUAAAGCUAUAGUGCUAUACGUGUGUGGAUUGUCCCUUUUAAAGAGUGAAAACCAAUGGCCUUUAUAUAAUAAUAUUAAUAUUAAAGGAAUGUAAGAUCCAUUUUAUUUAGUUAGUUAAAUGAUGACUGUAGAGUCAUCAAAAGACUACUUAUAAGAAUAUUCCAAUCACCCUAACCACUACAACAUUCUUUGAUUGGAGACAGAGCCCAAUGGUCUGGAUCUUCUAACACCACUCUGGAUAUCAUCUGUCCAAGGCCCUGGAGACUGAGGUCAGGCCAACGGCAGGAUGAAACCCAUAUCUAAAUAUGCUUUAGAAUUUAGUGUACAUCCUUUUAUCCACUUUAACUCUUGGCAUUCUUAAAUAUGCUUACCCACAUUGUUACUAUCUUAAGAUCACUUUAGCACCUGGCUGCUGGCCACCUCGCCCAUUUCAAGGUAUAUAAUUGGUGUUAUCUUUCAAGAAAGGUUUGCAUUUGCUAUCUUUACUAAUGUUUUAUGUAGAUCUUAAGAUAACCAACUUCCUACCUUUUUUUUUAAAUGUUAAUAGUUGUUCUCUUUUACCAAUUAAUAGAGCCUUAAUGAGCUAAUGGAGUCAGCAGAUGUACCACUGGAAGUUACAGAAGGCUUCAUACAGACCAUUUCUCUGUUCAUUCCGUGGGGCUCCUUAUUGUAUGAAAACUGUGCACUAGAGGUUAAAGGUUUAGAAAUGGUAUUCCGGCCCAGACCUAGGCCACGUAAGUAAUUUGUAAUCUUUGUUACUUUGUUUAGAGCCAUUAGGCUCAUAAAACUUUCAUAAUAGAGGAUAUACAUAAUGACUUGUUGUCCUUGGCAUUGAAAGCAAGAAUGUUAUUAUUGCAUGCGCAGUAGCUGGACAAGAGACAUGCUAGGUCAUUUUGACACAUAAGAUAUUGUCAAAGGAACCCCCCCAAGCACCAUAAUCUCUACAACAUGCUGUUAUGCUUCUUAACUGGCACUUCUUAACUGUAAGUAGUUUAACUGUUUCAGAACAAUUUGACUUCUUAACUGAGAUGCUCUGGGAGCUGGGCCUACCUCCACUACUGCCGACAAAGCUGUAAGAGCUGAAAAUUCUUUGUCUGAGCUAAGCCAAGCAGUGCAGCCCUUAUCUCAUUGACUGAACGUGAUAAACUGAUGCUCCCAGCCAGUGGACCAGCCCUUCUUUGCAGGGCUUAGCUCAGGAGAGCUAAUGGAAACUCCUAAGCAGACUUCCUGUUCCUUGUCAGCUAUAGUAGAGUCGUGUAGUGUUGCCAGGCAGACCCCAGUUAAGAAGUCAAACCAUUAUAAAACGGGAUGAGUACCUACAAUACGGGGGCCACCGAGGCAGUCCUGGCUCUAUAAUCACUACAGCGCUAUGUAGUGGUUAUGGUAUUUGGACUGUUCCUUUAAAAGACAUGGGAACUGUAGUUCCAUAAAACUUAGAGUACAAAGAUAAGCAGAUUUGACAGGAUGUAAAACACUAAAUAAAUCAUUUUUAGUUGUAAGAGUUUGACAACCACAUCGUAUCUACAGUAAAUUGUUGGCCAAUAUCCAACUUUUGUGAUUUCUAGAUCUUUGUUUCAACGAAUAAAACCCUUAAAGGACCACUAUAGUGCCAGGAAAACAUACUCGUUUUCCUGGCACUAUAGGGUCUCUAGGUCCCCACCCUUAGGGUCCCCUUCCCGCCGGGCUCUAGGGUGAGGAAGGGGUUAAACACAUACCUUUUCUCCACCGCCGGGCUCCCUCGGCGGUGGGGACUCUCCGCCUCCUUUCCCCGUCAUCGGCUGAAUGCGCAUGCACGGCAAGAGCCGCGCGCGCAUUCAGCCAGUCCAUAGGAAAGCAUUCUCAAUGCUUUCCUAUGGACGCUGGGUCUUCUCACUGUGAAAAUCACAGUGAAAAGCUCGGAAGCGCCUCUAGCGGCUGUCAAUGAGACAGCCACUAGAGGCUGGAUUAACCCAUAGGUAAACAUAAUAGUUUCUCUGAAACUGCUAUGUUUACAGCAGAAAGGGUUAAUCCUAGAUGGACCUGGCUCCCAGACCACUUCAUUGAGCUUAAGUGGUCUGGGUGCUUAUAGUGGUCCUUUAAUUACCUUUAAAUAUAUUUUUCUGGUUUAAAUGCUUUUUUAUAUUUCAGAGAACCCAUGAAAUAAUCCUGUUUUGGGAGCUGGUUGUAAUCCGCCACCUUUAGUCUCUGAAACUGGCUAUAGUGGCAGAGCUUUCAAUCUCUGGAAUUUACUAUAAAUGUCCAGCUUUCAGAGUAUUGAAAUGGAUCUAAUAUAGUCCAACUUUCAAUCUCUUUAGCUACAAUGAUCCAGCUUUCAGUUUCUGAAACAAGCUAAGCUAUAAUGUUAUCAAUCAAUCUAUUGAGCUGGAUCUAAUGAUGCUGAAACUCUGAAGCUGGCUAUAAUGUUCCCAGUGAAUGUUUAUUCACUGUGUCUAGCUAUACUGUUAUAAUUUUCCUUCUGUGAAUCUGGCAAUAUGAUGUAUACAGUCUAUUUUGGUUAUCUCACUUAGUUGUCUUAGUAUUACAAAGUUUUUCCAGUAUAUAUGUGUAUUCAAUUAUUGUGUGAUAUAACUGAGUGACGUGUCCAGGGAGAUAUAAUAUUGAUUUGUUUUGUCUGCCAUUCAGGUUCUGGCUCUGAGCCAAUGUACUGGUCCAGUUUCAUGACCAGCAGUAUGCAACUUGCUAAGGAGUGUCUAAGCCACAAACUAACUGAUGAACAAGAAGCAUCACAGCCAUUUGAAGGUCUGGAAAAGUUUGCAGAAACAAUUGAAACUGGUAAGACUGUCGACUUUUAUUGAAAUGUAAUAAAUGCAAUGACCCUUAAAGGGACAUUCUGGGUACCAGCACAAUUUAAAAGAAUAUUGAAGACACCAACCCAACUUGCAUUUAACUGAUUUUGGUGUCAUAUUUAUUCUUUGUUUUUCUCUACAUUCAAAUCUAUUUAAAGGGUACCUGUUGUGGUAUGUUAUACUUGCCUUAACUGACAUCCUCUUCAGAUUUAAUCUAUACAUUGUGCUAGCCAAAUCGUGAGCAAAUGUAUAGAUUUCUGUAAUGAUCGCAGCUUAAUUUGCCCUUCCUCUCUCUCUCUCUCUCUCUCUGACAAAAAGACUGUCGGCCUAGCUGUGCCGAUGUCUGUCUGCCUAUGUACAUGGCUAUAGACAUCAGCGUCAUCAGUGGGGCUGUGCCAGGCUUGGGAAAGCUACGGUAGGCAUCCUAAUCAUAGGCAGUACAAAGGACAUAUAUCAUGCCCAUGAAGGUGGGCAAAUAUGAAACAAAAGGAACAUGUUGAAGGACAUUUGGAAUUUCACCAAUAGGUUCACUUUUUCAUGUUUCUGCAGCGUAACCCCACCCCCUGAGCCACACCUCCCCUUUUCACAAAAUGUUUCCCUGAUUGAAGACAAUGCUCGAAAUAUGGACUAAGCUCAGCCAAUGAGAGAUCAGUAUGAGCUCAGUAUAUGAUAUACCUGCACCACACAGUCAGUCAUUGUCCUCUUUAUUAUUUGUUCUGUUUCCCCUUAGCACUGUGAAAUUGGCUUUAGCAUCAUUCUUCCAGGGAAUAGUAAAUUGUUUUUGCUUUUGCUGGAAAUAGAAAACUGAAAUCCAAAAUGCUUUAUAAUGUCAUUAUUAUUAUUAUUGCUAUUAUUCUUACAUUAUUCUUACAUUACAGUGCAUAGACUAGGUCUACCUUUUGGUACCUGUUAAUUUAUGUCUCUCUUUGUUAGAAUACAGAGACAAGGGACAAGACAUUUUUGUGUUUUAUAGAAAUCAGUGCACUUAGUAGCAUGCAAAUAUCUUGCUGACUCCAUGCAUGGUAUUCUAUCUGCAAUCUUUUUGCAACUUGGGUAUCUGCAUUUUCCCUUUAACUCCUUAAGGACACAUGACAUGUGUGACAUGUCAUGAUUCCCUUUUAUUCCAGAAGUCUGGUCCUUAAGGGGUUAAAGAUGAUCACUUUAGUAUUAAAGGGGCAGUGUGAGCAUGAUGUCCACUACAUGCCAUUAUAAUAGUUAUGGCGUUAGUGGGUUGCUGUGACCAUCCCCUGUCUCUGGAUAAAACAGUUUUUGAACGGUUUACUUUAAACUGUGGAUCUUGCUGCCUGACCUCCUCUCACUUUAAACUGUAUUUAAACAGGUAGUAAGAGUAUCUGAGAGCUUACAGAGAUUCCCUGUUUUAGUCAAACUGCUCGAAAAAAAAGUUUCACCAGGCCUUGCCAUGGUGGUUGUAGAUUACUAGCACCAUAACCAUUGCAAAGGUAUGUUUUGGUUACUUAUAGUGCUCAGACUGAACCUUUUAAAUAUAAUGAUAAGUUAAAAGAUAUACUUCCUACGUGACAUUUGCUCCCAACCCCUGAAUGCCUUAGGUCCUACAUAGGCUGCAGCCCAAUUGACAAAUUCUACACAGCCUUGCCUUAAAAUGCCUCACGUGCAUAUAAAUCCAUUGUAUUCAGUUUUCAGCUUUUAUCGUCAAGGUUGAUCAGAAAUGUUUCUAUGUAUUUGCAAAUAAUUUGGUUGCACAAUGAAGACAUAAGAUGCUAUUGUUCUACUGUAUCUGCAUGAAAAGUUAUAUUUGCCUGCCUUCAAAAUGUAUUUUUCUAUGGUAAAUGAAAAGUAAUUCUUUUUAUGUUAUAUAUCCGAUUUUAUUUAGUCUUAAGGCGGGUCAGAGUAACAUUUGUCGACACAGUGUUUCGAAUAGAAAACAUACCUGAAAAUUCCAAAACAGGAACAGCUCUUGAAAUUCGAAUCAGCAGGUAAGGGCAUAACUUCUUUGGGAAUGCACAUUUGGAUUAUAAAGUAACAUUUAGCUUAGAGGUAAUGAACAUAGAGCUUUGCAACUGCAUUAGAAGUACUGUAACGUCCGGCAAUCACAGUAAAAGACAGAGUUUGUAGCUGUCUGAACAUUGCAGGAGUUAUAGCUCCCCAGUUGUCUAAUCUGUUGCACUUUUAAAAAAAAAAAAUACAAAAAUAUUGAAUUAGUUAAUUUUGUAACUUUUUUUUUUCAUUUGCAUUAUUUUUGCUCAGCCAAAAUACAAUGCAAAUGCAAUUAAUCCCAAUGGAGUAUUGCCUUAGCGUGCAAUGGCAUGUGCAUCUCUUUGGAAAAAAUGCCCAAGGACAGAUGCCCUCAUACAAUUUCUUUCCAAACAGGUGCCUGAGUGCACAUAAGUAUACAUCAAGCACCAGGGGUUGACGACUUCAAAUGGCAUGAAGGAAUGUGUCUUUUAUGCUUCUCUCCUCUGCACUUCUACAAUAAUAAGUCUUUUAAUUGCAUUUACUGUGGUGAGGGAAUAAGGAAGUGUCACUAUUGUAGAUGUGAUGCUGAAUGAGCUUUAUGAGGUAUGAAGUUCAGCAACAUCUGGGGUACCAAAUGUAACCAUCACUAAUCUAAAUUCACAGCCUUAACUUUGUAAAAUAGACAAAGAUUGAAGUGUUACCAAAUGAAGCUUGCCUUUUACAAUUGCAUAUUUUUCCACCUAGAACUGUAUAUUCUGAUGAGACGGCGGAUGAAAACUCUGGCAUUAACGUCCACCAGCCUUCCGCAUUCGCUCAUAAAGCUCUGAAUCUCAGUGGAGUUUCUUUAUUUUGGGAUGAAUUUCCGGCCUCUGCAAAGUCCUCCCCUGUUUGUGAAACUUCACGUGUGGUAAGGAAGAAUUAAGAUAGAAUUAAGAUACUUAAAGGAAGAAGCUUUGCACAUUGUAAUUAAUUUAAAUAGACUGAUUACAUGACCUAGUAAAUUAGCGCUCAACCUAUUAAAAUAACUCAUUAUUAAUUAUAUUUGUUGCAGUCUUAUGUUGUGAAUUUAAUUAUGCUUCGGGCACUUUUUUGCACUUUUCUAAACUUCUGGUGAGCAUAAUCAUUCCCUUCAAGCUUUUUGCAGUAAACACUGUCUUUUCAGAGAAAAGGCAGUGUUUACAUUACAGCCUAGGGACACCUCCAGUGGUCACUCCUCAAAUGGCUACUAGAGGUGAUUCUUGGGGCAGUGCUGCAUAGUGAGCAGCACUGCCAUCCAGUGUCUCCACCCUCUGCAUGCAGACACUGAACUUUACUCAUAGAAAUGCAUUGAUUCAGUUCAUCUUUAUGAGGAAAUGCUGAUUGGCCAGGUCUGUGUAAUGGCUUGUGCUGGCUCUGCCCCUGGUCUGUCGCCUUGACAAGUUCAGCUAGUUCUAUGCCUUCCUAUGGGAAAGCAUUGUGAUAGGCUCAGAUCACCACUCCUGAUGAUGUCAGCCAAGGAGGUCGAUCAAUGGCAGAGCCAGCUGCAGCAGACUAAAAUAAAGGCAAGAUUUUACUAUGUGUAAGGAGGCAAAGGGAAGGGGGAGGGGGGGAUGGGGGGAUGGGCUAGAUGGUGUUUUAAUAUUUGUGUUCUUUUAAAAGAGACAAUUGAUAAGCAGCAACGUUGAACAAGCAUAACUGUUGAUUUACCAUUUGAUGUUUCUUUUUGUUACCUGUUUUAGCUAACAUCUAACCUUUUGAAAUACACAUCAGAUGUGUCACUUUGUAUCUUAAUACUACACAUCAGUGACACUCAAAUAGAAAGCAAGUUUAGACAUUUGUGUAUCCACUGUCACAACAAAGACUUUUAUUUCUCAUUCUUUUGUAACAAUAUGUUACGGUAAGGUCACUGGAUUGUGUCAAAGGCAAAAUUAUAUACUAUAUUUUCCUAUAAUUCGUACCUGUUGAAAAUUCUCUAUAAACAUUUUUGAGUAGAAAAAAAAUAGAGGCAAUUGACUUGACCUCAUUAAACAUGUUUUUAUUUUGUUUUUUUUCCAUUUUUGUGGCAACAUAUUUUAAUCUGGAGUUUGUACUUGAAGCUUAAAAUUGCAUUAGCGUAUGUUGAACCAACAGUGUAUAUAUUGUUUUAUUUUUUUUCAGAUUUAUUUAUAUAGUUUACCAUUUGCUCAACUUAAAAAAUUAAACAAAAAUACAAGCCUUUCUAUAAGACCAUAUCAAUUUAAUGUAAAAAUGUCUUUCAUUUUUUUCUGCAGGAAACUGAGCCAAAACUCUCUCCUAGCUGGAACCCCAAACCUGUGUUUGAACCGCAUCCUCAGUUUUCAAGAACUAUACCCGAGGUGGAACCCUCAGACCCUGUGCAAAUAGCGACCUUGGUUGGGAAAAUUGAGCUGGGACUAAUUCUUAAGCAGAAUGAUGUCCUUCCUGGAGCAAAGGUCAGGAUUUUCAGCCAUUAAUUCAUUUGCACUAUCAGUAAAUGUGAGGGUUAAUAAAAGCCAGAAAAACUAAUUUUAUUUUUGUGUUUGCCCUAAAAAAAUCAAACCUAUUUGCAAAUCUCACCAUUUUCAAUAAGGCAAUCUUUUGUGUCCCUUUAAAUGCCAUAGCUAUAUUUUACUAUUACCUUUUUAGUGUGAAUCAAUAAAUCUUAAUGUUGUAAGUUUUUUUAUUUUUUUUAUUUUCUCUCUCUCUCUUGUUUUCUGUAUUCUCUAGCUUGAUGUAGAUGGACACAUUGACUCCUUCCACUUUUUCCUCUCUCCCCGACAAGUCCACCUGCUGCUGGACUUGUUUGCAGCAAUAGCAGCACCAGGUAAGACGUUUUUAAUUAACAGUUCUUUCGUGAAUUCCCAAAAAUCCAUUGUUAAUAGCAGAAAUGGGGCAUUCAUGUUAAAAUGACAAUCUAUUCUUUAGAACACGGUGGAAUUUUAGGAUCAGCCAUAACAAUGGGCAUCAGUCAAGCUUGGGCUGAUGCAUUUUAACUUCACAUUUCUAAAGCAAAACAGGAGAUGAUGUAGACUGCAAUUAAAUUCAAUGGUUUUAGUCUGCCCACUGUAUCUUAGGGUGAUUUUUAUUUGCAAAUCAUUUUUCUUAAAACACAUUGUGUGGGAUACUAUAUAAGGUACAAAAUGUAAAAUAUACGUUAUGCUACCCAAAUUGCUAAAACAUGAAUAGACAAAUCUCAUCGUACAGCCUGUAGUAAUUUAAAGGGAAACAUCAGGUAUAAUACAUUAAAUGUAAGAUAUUAUAAAAUAAAGAAGUAUUAAAAUAACACUAUAGGGCCAGGAACACAAAUAUGUAUUCCUGACCCUAUAGUGUUAAAAACACAAUAUAGCCCCUCUUCCCCCUAAAUAAAGUACAAUUUUACCUUUAUUCCAAUCUGCUGGAACUAGCUUGCUCUGCCCCUGGUCUGCCUACUUGGAAGAAGUGAUGAUCUCAUCCAAUCACAAUGCUUUCCCAUAGGAAAGCAUCGGAUUGGCUGAAAUCAUCAAUUCUGAUGAUCUCAGCCAUGGUGGGGGGCUGAGGGUGGGACUAAACGCCACCCUUGCCAAUCAACACAAGCCAAACACAGACCUGGUCAAUGAGCCUCUCUUCAUAGAGAUGCAUUGAAUCAGUGAAUCUCUAUGAGGAAAGUUCAUUGUCUCCAUGCAGAGUGUCCCUUUAAAAAAAAUAAAAUAAAAAUACCUAUACUUGCUUCCAAUUUCUUGCAGUGAGCUCUUCUUAGCAUAGGGAGUAGCUAAUACCUGUCAGUUAAUACUGACCUUGCUUUCAAUAAGCGCUGAGCAUAUCCCAUAAAUGUGUACUUAGUAAGGGAUAUUGGUAUAUGUAGCUCAGUACUUGGCAGCUGUUCUAUUCAUCAGAAAAUAUCAAUGGAAUAGCUGUCAAAGCUGAUAGUUCCCUUCACUCUUAUGUGAAUGGCUCUAUGGCUGUGGCUGCAGCUUUGUCUCCUUCACAGACUAUGUGAGUGUUAAAGAAGGUUGGGGAUAUGUAUAUCCGCAUUUUGUACGCGUACAUGGACAGGCUGCUCCCUCCUUGAUGUAUUUGAGUGAGUUGUUAGGUUUAUCGCUACAAAUUGUAUCCACAAAUCACAGCUGUAAUAAGCAGUUGGGUGCCAUGACAGUGGGACAGGAGCCCUGUCUGCACCCUUACCAUCAUGUGAUAGCACUAUACAAUACUGGUGAUGUUUGCUGUUUUCAGAAAGUGCAAGCAGAGUUACCAUGUCUGACAAAGAUAGAAAAAACCGCCCUAUGCAACAAGAAGAUGAGUUUCGCAUUCAGAUGGAGUUGAAGCGCUAUUUAAAAAAGGAGACCAUGUCUGGAGGACCAUCUGCUGAACAUAGUUUCUAUGAAACAGACACUGCAAAAACUCCUUCUAGUCAUGGUAUGUUUAACAGUAUACAUAGAUUUUACAACCCUGUGUGAGUGAUGUUUGUGACUUAUAUUUUCAUAUUUUAGUGUUUUGGAAUGGGUGCAAAUUGAAUUUUUUUUUCAAAAGAGCAGACGUGAUGAGACAGAAUGUGAUAUGCCUUUUUAUCUUUGUCUUUUUAAUUCUCAUUUGGCUUUGUCAAAAUCUUAUGGAAAGAAAAUGAAAGUAUUUGUCAAUAGAAAAUACGGUGAGCCUCGUGAUAUUAGCUACAAGUUGUUCAUGAAUUGUCCCACAGAAUUUGAGAUCGCUGUUAAUUUAUUGCAGUUAUUGAAAAUUGCAAGUGAAUAAGAAAAUAAGAUCAUAUGAUGUGCUUCACUGUGUUGGGUUUAACCCACCUUAGUGCAGUGCACACUUGAAGGACUUGAAUAAAAUGUAUCUUGGUCAAUGGAGGAAAUUUAUCAAAGUGUUCUACUCAAAACAAAAAUGUGAAAAAAUGUCAAAGGGGCAGCCACAAAUGAAAUUCUCCACCUCUUUCCACUGGUUUCCAUGGAGAUUUCCCUAUAGACCAUUAUAAAGAACUGAACACUUUGACAAAGCUGCUUUGUGUUUUAAAAUCUGUUGCAAUUAUGAAGGCAGAAUUCUUUACUCAGGCACUGUAUCGUCACAGUGGAGCUCUAUUUGGAGGGGAACACAAUUUCUUGAUAUAUCAUUGUUGAAUACAUCUGUAUAAAGAUGAACAUAAAAUGCUUUUGUUAUGUUUGGGGGUGGGAGAGAUGGGGAAGGUCACAACAAAACACAUUAUAUUUGUAUCUUCAUGAAACCUUAAAGGGACACUGUAUGGACUACAUGCAAUACAUGUUGUUGUACCGAUUAUGACACAAGGAGUAUUUUUUUUUUUUUUUUUUGCAUGCUUUGCUAAGCUGUCUCCUGCACUCAAAGCCUUUCACUAUUGUCCAGCCUUGGAUAGCUUUGGACAGCUAAUGCAGAAGUAAAACUUCCACAUUAUCUGAGCUGAAGCAGAGGUUUUGUUAUCUGGUUGCAUGGAUAGUUUUAGACAGACUACCUAACACUUUUUUAUAAAUCAGAGAGGACACCAUUCUAUACCAUAACCACUACAAAAAUCUGUAGUGUUAUUGCUUUAUGUUAAUAAAGUUGUUUUUCUAGCUGUGCCUGUAACAAAUUGCACGGCAUGGGCACUAAACCUAUGGAAAAUUAUUUCUGGUGUCAGUUUUAUACUUGAAUAUCUAAAUUUAUACUCUAUCCAUUCAAAGGAUACUCCAUACCAAAAUACCCCAAAAAAUAAAAAAAAUGUAAAAAAAACACUAUUUAGUAGAUAUACACCUCUCCCUUCCUCCCCUACCCAAAAAAAAAACAUGCCUGCAUUUAAUUAUGCGUUUUCAUUGGGGUAUUUCUAAAACAGCUUGCAAAAACUGCAAGUCUCUUGUCUGCAGCCUUUGCAAGUCCUUUCCUUCUUCCUAACCCAGACUUUCUGUGUCUGUCCAAUCAAAGGCUUCUCAAUGCAUCUCAUAGAGAAUAUUUUCCAAAGUAGGUGCUCUGGGAAUUACCUGCCUCUUGAGUUUAGCUCCACUGAGCUAAACGACCAGGAAGUAACAUAACUGAUUGACAGCUAAAGGGGUGUAACAAGUUUAAAUUAUAAAGGUGCCAAUUUCUAUUAAAAUCCUCUUUUUUUUUUUUUUAAAUAAAAUAAGAAAAGAGGGACAUACUCUUCAAACAUAAAGCACUUCAGCAAGCUAAAUUGCUAUAGGUGUUUGGGGUGUUUCUUUAAUUAUCAUGUAAAUAAGUCAGUGUCUUCUUGUACAAUGGAUUUUAAUGUUCUUUAUUUAGAUUUAAAAAAAUGUAUGCCCACAUUUUGCAUUCAUUUAACCUUUUGAAUCUCACAAUGCACUGGUAAGUCAAUCUUAGCUGCAUGCAAUAUUAAGUGAAGUGCAGUUGAUCAAAGCGAGCAUAUAAAAUGAAAUGAAAGUUGCGGAAUAUGUUUAAUUUUCUUUUAAUUUAUCCAAGAAAUCCGAUAUUACAGGCAGGGUUGCUGGCAUGAAAUGAUCAUCUUUGUAUGUUUCUGGUUAGUGACCCGAUAGCCAUUCAGCAAACCUCUUCUAUAGAUUCCACUGGGUGCCAACGUCUAAAUCUGGUUUGGCGUAUUUUAUUUGCUGAACACAAAAUGUAUUUGGUGAAAUGUAGUUGUCAUUUAUAGUUAAAGCUAUUUCUCUUCCCACCUAGAUGAAGAAGUUUUCUUCUCAAUGGCAGAUAUGGACAUGUCUCACAGUCUCUCUUCUCUUCCCCCCCUUGGAGAUCCGCAGAGCGUGGAUUUAGACCUGUCUCUUACUAGCACCUACACCGAAUCUCCAGCAGGUUCUCCAGUGGGAUCUACUGGGGUAUGAUCACUUGUUUACAGCAAUUGUUAUUGAUAUUGUAGUGUUCUUCGUUCUUCUACUUUUCCAGUAACUGUAAAACAAGGAUGGCCAAAAGCUGUUGCAGAACUAAAACUCACACAAUGUUAAGGCUUGCAAAAGCUGGGAAUCUAACAUAUGGACAAUACGUCUUUAAAAUAGAUUAUUUCAUGAUUGCCAGAGGUUAUGAUCAUUUAUUGCGAAUACAUAUAUUGGGUUCCUAUAUUUAUCUAGUCAAAAGGUGAGAAUAAAUAUUAACUUCAUAUGACUGUGAAAGACACACUCUAAACAGAAGCAGGGCUCACAUGGCAUUCAUCCUGCUGCCGUAGAGAUAAGAAAUGUAAUUUCUCAUUGACCAUCCAUAUUGCAUAUAAUUGAUAGGCUGUAAGCACUGUCUGGGGCCCAGUCUAUCAAUUAAAGCCUAUCAAUGCCUGCCAGUAGUGUUUCUGGGUGACAAAGAUACUAGGGUCUCCAGCACAAGGGUAAAUUGUAUGGCCCACUUCAAUAUACUGACAUAAGCCCCCCACCAAACUCCCACCCUAUACUCCUGAGAAGUUCUUUGAAUCACAUUAUGACUUUAAAUCUUUGAAUAAGUACUAUGUAAACCUAUAUUUAUAAACCCUGAAAAUAUAAAUAUACAUUAAAUCUGCACCCACUGCAUUGAAAUCUUACCCCCACAACAAUACCCAAAACUCAAAACUAUACUGUAGAAUGAACAUCAAGAUGGUGCAUUAAGGUACCAUCACACAGUAUAUAAUUGGAGGUGUAUUUUCCCUCUCAGGGGACUCAGAGCUAACAAUCAAAGGGUGCCAAAAUCAGAAACUGGGCUUUUAAGGACCCCACUUGGGGCUUCAGCCAGGUCACUUGCCUAGCAACGCUUCUAAUGCCACCCAGAUUUGUAUGGAUAUGUAUGAAUAUUGCAGAGGUAAAACGUAUCUUGGCAGCAGCAGAGAGGUUGGACAUGAAGUGCAAUGAGUGUGUGUUUUUUUUCCUACUGCUACCAAAUGGUUUAAAAAAAAAAAUGGAUUGACUGCAUUCAAGGCAUCUUGCAAUCAUUUUUGUAAAUUCUUUCCUUUGCCACUGGUAGUCUGUAAAGAAAAAGCAUAUAGAGAAAAAAAUAAAAAUGUAAUUCACCCCCCCUCCCCCUCCCUCUCCCCUCCACAAAAUAAGAGUGUUUCAAUUUCUACUCUUCAUUUCCAAUGUUUUUACUGGCUUUGCCAAGUCUGAAAUUUUAAAUAUUUAAUAUAAAUAAAACAAAAAAGGUUCACAAAAAUCACAAACAAGUUACUACAAGAUAUGGUUGGUUUUCACUGUUUUAUUCAGUGGUGUAUUUCCAGAGAAGUGACAGUUUUCUUUUAUGAAACAUUUACCUUACAUUUUUAUCCUCUAUGGCGAGUACAGUGAUUUGCAUGCUUCCUUUCCCAAUGCUAAAUAUGACUUCCCACAAUGCGUAGCAAGCGGCCACAUUUGAAUAUUUUCUCUCUCUGCUAAUGUAGAUGUUGAGAUGUAAAAUGCUUUUCUAUUCCUGUGUAUGAAUUAAAAUUGUUUCCCCACAAGGUGCCACAUUGUAACCUUUGGCUUAUGGAUUAAUUUUUAUUAGGUAAAAUAGACUCCUUGCAGCGCAGCAGAGGUAUUUGUGAUUGAAAUAUGGAUUUUCUCUAAGCUUUUAAUGCUAGAGCUGACUUGCACAGAAUAAUAAUUUUGGGCUUUUUUUUUUUUUUUUUUGGCUGAUUAUCCUCCUGCAAGUCAACUUUUUAUAUAUGAAUUGCAUUUCAUGUACCAUGCAGAUACAAACCUGCAACCGCCCUUUAGCGCACUAAGUUCCACUGAGUAACAAUAUAUACAAAUUGACUGUUUGGAAAUUUAGUAAACCUUUCUAUAAGCAUCACCUGUAAUAGGGCCACUUCAAAGUUCCCUGUAAGAUAAAGUUGAAACUCACGAUGCUACAGAGGAGACUCAGAAGGGCAAGCUUGAUCUGACCAUAAUGUCUUAGCUUUACAGUGAUAAAAAGUGAUAGAUAUGACAGUACUCUAUUUUUCAGCAGUUUGAUUCUCAAUGUAUUAUUGCAGAUGAUACUGAAGGUUGUUUUGGUGGUUUUACUCAUAGAUCACACAUUUAGCUAGGAAGAGGGAAAAGGUAGACUAUUUUCUCAAUUCUUUGGUUAAGUGCAGUGCAUGGAUCAUGUGUGCUGUUUUUUUCUUGUAUUUUGUUGUAGAGUGAUUUUUGUUCUGUGUGCUGCAAUGUUGAUUUGUGUAUCUGUGAUAACUGUAAUGAGGAUAAAAAACUGUAUAUAAACCAUACCAUGCCACACCAGAGGCAGUGGAAACAGCUCAGCAAAGAAUUGACAGCACUGGCAACCAGACUGAGCAGAAACACUAAAGAAGCGGAGGCUAGAGAGAAACAAAUAAAUGCAGUUUGCCAAAAAAAAACAUCCAAGGUGUAUGCACAGCUGCAGGGUAACCACAAUAUCCACCCAAGACCCAGAUUCAAAGAGCCUUCAUCAAGAACUUGAUAUGCAACUGGAAAACAACUCUAGAAUCCAAUUCCAGGAUGAUAACACAAGUAAACAUCAAAUGUGACAUGUACCACGGUGAUGCACUAUCACCAAUACUGUUCUGCACAGACCUAAACCAUCUUGCCAGAUCACCAUGCAGAGUGGAUAUGGAUACAGGUUCAAGAAUGGAGCUACCAUCAACCAGUUACUCAGCAUGGACGACAUAAAGAUGUAUGCCAAGAGUGAGUGGGACAUUGAUUCACUGAUCCACCUAACUAGGAUAUACAUAAUAGGAGGUCGGGGCCUGAUGAAUGUCAAGGUCACAGUCCUGGAUAAAACACAGAGCAUCCGCAAGUACAUAAGGAAGACAGCUCUCAAAGAUGAACUGCCAAGAUAACAACAGAUGGAGAAGGUUCCAUGGCAAGACAAACAUCUCCAUGGGGUGUACCACUAGCAGAUAGUAGAUGGAAAAUUCAGAAAUGAAAGACAGUAGUGAGGCACUAAUCCUGGCAGUAUUGGAACAGGCACUGAGCACCACAUCAGUAGUAGCCAGGGUCUACUACACCAGACAGGACCAAAGGUGCAGAUUUGCAAAGAUGCCUCUGAGACAAUCCAGCACAUAGUAGAUAGGUGCAAGAUGUUAGAAGGGACAUCAUACUCUGAGAGGCACAACCAUGUUACUGGGAUUGUGCACCAAAAUAUCUGCACAGAAUAUGGGAUGGACCUGCCUAAGUCCAGAUGGAAGAUACCACAAAUGGUAGUUGAGAAUGAUAGUGCUAAGAUCCUGUGGGACUUUCAGAUCCAGACAGACAAGCAAUUAGUGACCAACCAACCUGGUAUUGUGGUGGUAGACAAGAAACGGAAGACUGCAGUGGUGGUGGAUGUGGCAAUACCAAGUGACCAUAACCUCAGGAUGAAGGAGCAUGAGAAGGUGGACAAAUAUCAAGGACUGAAAGAGGAGCUAGAAUGGAUGUGGAAAGUGAAGGCAGUUGUCCCAGUUGUGAAAGGAGAACUCAGGGCUGUGAACAAUAAGUUGAGGCAGUGGUUUCAGCAGAUUCCAGUUGGGACAUAUGAGAUCGCUGUUGAAAAGAGUGCCAUUCUUGAAACAGCUAAGAUAUUGUGCAGGCCUCUGGUAGACCCAAGAAUGAGGAAUACACAAAAAUAUACCACCCGGAGGGGUGAGAAAGUCCAAUCAUUUUAUAUAUGUUUAGAUGUUCACAUGUAUUCACUGUCUGUAUUUGUUAGAGAGUUGUUUUUCAUUUAAUGAUGUACAUAACAGUGUUUUAUAGAAUAUCUGACGAUGAAAAGUAAACCAGAACCCCAUUUUUUUUUUCUUAGCUGCUGCCGACUUGGGGUGAUUAUCAUGAUUCUGAUAAAGUAGGGGAACACUUAUCAAGAGGUGUUCCAUUGAGACCUUCCUUUGGUCAGCAGAGCACCAUACGGAGGACACGUGAGUAACAUACUGAUUGGCAUUUUAAUUAGUAGCUGUACUUAUAAUAUAGAAUACCAGGGCUGCUGAAGUCCAGCUUGAUGUUCAAUAUUUUGAUGAAUUAAUCUUCUCAUUGACAUUGAUUUACUUUUAACACAGGUUACUAACACCUGAGGAGACACUGUUGUAGAAAUACAGUCCAGCAGGUGGACGGCAUAAUGCCAUGUAACAAUAAAGGAUAAUUUAUAUCUGGUUAAAUGUGAAAGAUUUACAUGUCCAUUAUUUAGAACUUGGCCUAAAACCUUCCAUCACGUCAUCUACUUUGAUUUAAUGUUCAGUGUUCUAUGUUCUGUUCUUUUGUAGAGCUGCCUUCACGCUCCAUAUCUGUGGAUGAAUCCAGACCUGAACUGAUAUUCAGAAUGGUCUUGGGAUCUUUGUCAAUCUCUGUACUUCAUAUCGAUCCAUUGGCUCCAGCAGAAUCCACUUCAAGCCCCAACCCUCUCACUCUCAUGUCUUCUGAUUUCUUCAGUCACGUUGAAAAAGCUGAUCCACUAACGUUUGCAAAAGAUGACUUUGCCAGCUUCCGAAGUGUUUUUGCUCAAGCAUGUUCUCAUGACCACCUUAGGUAGAUGGAUUUAAAAACUCUUUAACUAUGUUGAAUUCAUGGAUGAUAAAAUAUUCCCUUUGCAUGAAAUGACAUUGAAUUUUUAUCUUUCUUUGAUUCCCCUUGACAGAUUUGUGGGUAUGGGAAUUAAAAUUUCCCAUGAGCAACGUCAGAGGUCUAGCUUGCGUAGUUUCAACACUGAUGUGUGUAUUGGACAAACCGAACUUCUAGAGUGCCUUUUCCCUGGUGAUUCUCAGACCAUUCCACCACAAUUCACAGAGGUAUAGAAAUUAUUGUACCUGUGCUAUCAACAUCAAACUAGUCUGCUAGAAACAGCAAAGCUUCCGCAUUCGGCAUAUUCAUAAAAUUGAGGUGGCUGGUGUUUAUGGGUUGGCUUAAGAACUACUGGAUCUAAAAUGACUGUCUAUGUAAAUUGUGACAGUAUUUUCUUUUAAUGCAUUAAAAAAAACUGCAGACAAAUUGAAUAAAACUAUUUAAAACAAAUAAAGUCAAUCCUCUUUUAAAGUGCCUUGCUUAUUUGGGUCUUCUGCAGCUGCUUAGGAACACCUGAUUUUGCUCUGAGAGGGCUAAUCUCACGAAUUAUAGAAAGAAAUAGUGUUUCCAGUUCCAAUCAUCACGUAGGAUGAGUUUAACUGCUGAAUGAAUCGAUAGCAGACUGCUGUGGUUUACUACCAGGAAAGUUGCAGACACAAUUGGGCCAAAAUUGACAUUGACAACUAGUACAAAUUGUUGACACUAUAAACUACUCUCACUAAUAAUGCAAAGUGCUUAUAUGGAUCCUUGGUGCAAUAAAAUUUCUUCAUCCAGUGAUAUUAUGAUGUCGAACAUUGCAAUGCACAUAGUUUAAAAUACGCUUUGUGUUUAUCCAGAUGUUUAAUUUUUUAAUUGUUUUGCUUUCCUCACUCUUUUUCAUUUUUCUCUCUUCUACAAAAAAGCUGCUAAAAUUUGAGAAUGAUAAAUCAACUGACUUGCCCUCCUCUCCAUCUAUUCAUCUUCAAUAUAAACAUUCAGAGACUAGAGGACCCCAGGUAAUGACAAUGUUUUAAUAGUAGGUUAUGAUAAUUGAAUGGUUGUGUUAUUUAAAAUGUGCUUGUGUUUACUAAUUCUCAUUGCUAUUUUGUGCUGCAUAAUCACACACUGUGAAGAGCUAUCACUUAAAGAAAAUACAAUGAGAAAGCACUUUAUGGAACUCUAUUGUACCUCUGCAUAGUAUUUUUUCCAUCAGUUACAGCAAAGACAAGUAUCCAAAGUAAUUAUCCAGCUGCCCAUCCCAUGUGAUAGGAAUCAGCAGCACAGAAACAGUUUGAUCUGUUAUACCAAUGGUGCCCAAAAGGUAGAUGUUUUUAAAACUACAACUUCCAUGAUGCUUUGUAAUUCUUAAAGCAUUCUGAAGGCAUGCAAAGCUUCAUGGGAGUUGUAGUUCUACAACAUAUGAGGAAUCUAUUUUUUGGGCGCCCCUGUUCAGGACUAUCAGAAAACAUAUGAAUAAAAUUACAAAUGCUUUCUAAGCCCUAAAACAUAGCUUUUAUCAGCUAUUUAAAUAGCCUUUGCAGCUAAUGAAGAUCCACCUACUUUUAGUCCAGUACUUAAUUCCAUGUUGGUGUUGGACAUUGUUCAGUCAAAUGCUUCUCACAAAGAAGCAUUAAGGACAAAUCUCCAGUCAAAAGCUUCUCAUAGAAAUUGGUUGUUUUACUGAAAUCUUGUGACUUGUAUCAUACUUUAGGGCUGUAUUAGAUCAAUGACAUUUUAAGUAUUUAAUUUUAUGUGUCCAUUUAAAUACUGUCUUGAUUAAUAAAGCUAAUAUGGGAUAGAGUUCUUAUCAGGCUCAGCCAACCACUGUAUGUGGUUGAUUUAAGUUAUUUUGUGCAUAAGCUGUUCAGUAAGUUGUUUUAACUUUUUUCUUUUUUACAUUACACCUAUUUUUUUUUUAAAACACACAGCAGCAUCAGCCAGAUUAUCACAGAGCACGAUAGGAUUUGUAGUCCUGCAUGGACAGACAAAUUGUUGCAAAUUUGAGGCAUGCAAUCCCAAGAGUAGAUGAUUUUUUUUUUUUCAUAUCCAACUGGGAAGGAAGAUAUUUAAAAGAGAGAGAGGGAGGAAGUAAGGUAGCAAGAAUUAAUUACAUGAAUAGUGUAGAAAAUGAAAUAUAACUUUUAUUACUUUUCAUUUGUUAUUUUAAAACACCUCACAAGCGGUCUCUUCGUACUCAAAAUUGUAUUAGGUAACGUCUGGUUGAUUACUAUAACUUCCUUCUACUUGUUCUUCUGCAACACUCUAUUAUUCCAUUUCAGCAAAUCCAAAAUGCUACUGCCUGCAAACACCUUAACAUGCCCCAUUCUGCUCUUGCUUGACACUCUUUAAAAGCUCAACUGGCUUCUGGUACACCAUCAGUCUCUCUUCAAAUGUCUUACUCUUAAGUGAGACAUCACCUUCCAUAACUUUGCUCCUCCCUACCCCUCCUCACUCAUCUUUUGCUACACUCCAAACUGUCCUCUCCACUCCCUCAACUCCAUCUCUCUUAUUCAACAUCUACAUCUAUCUAUUCUUUCACGAUUCUGCUUAAUCUCCCUCUUAGCCCCCUACUAUUGGAUCGCGUUCCCUCCUCACAUACAAUCUGCCAUCUCUCUUGACACAUUUAUUCACUGAAGCCUUUCAGGUCACUUCCUAAAACAAUCUCUCAAUCACCCCACACAGCUCAACAUGUCUGACCUUCUCAUCCUCCCAUUAUUCCUUUAUCCUCAACAGUGCAGCUUUCAUCCAAGCUUUUUUCUGUAACCUCCCCAGAAUUCCCAGAAAGAAACAUUUUUAAAUAGAAAAGUUGCAGAGAAAGGUUGUCUACACCAAAACCAUUUGAGUUGGACACGUGGUUAUGGUGCUUAGAGCAACCUUAUAAUUAACAAUUUUAUUCCUUGGUUCAGAAGCCUUUAAUUAUGUAUGCAACACCCCUUUUGUGCAUUUGGUUACACAAUACAUGAUAGUUUACUUCUGCCAAAUGCCUAAUAUUACCAACUGCUAAUAUUAAAGUGGUUGUGUCAAUUAAAUUUUAUUUUAGCAAACUCUAUUUUAAAGGGUUACUCCAAGUACCUUCCUGGCCUGAUCUGCAAGCUUGAGUGCUGAGCUGAUAAAUUGGUCCAAUUACUGGUGUCUAUAUCCGAAACUCGUUUUCCUGACACUAUAGCAUCCUUAGGAUCCCCCCCCAUCCCUCUGUUUACCCCUCUUUUGGCGCCGAAGAGGUUAAAUACCCUUCAGUUACUUACUUUAAUCCAGCGCCGUGCUUCCUCGGCGCUGGUGAUCUCUCUUCCCCCGCCGACGUCCGCUCCCGAGUGGAGCCGAAUACAAACAGUCCAUAGGAAAGCAUUUCUCAAUGAAACUCUGAAGGGUAAAUUUAGGUCACAUUUAAGGACACAGCCAACAAUAAAUUAAAAAAUAUACAAAGAAACAUAAAAUAAAAGAAGCAGGGUUUUGAUCAUUCUGUUCUCGAUCAUCUUUGAUCACUUUGUGUUGUAGAUUUUGCAUUUUUCUGCAUAGUGAUUUAAGGCUGAGAUGAGAGAUAUUUUAUUUAUAAAAUUAUUUUCAUUUUCAGGGUAGUUCAGGAAGACUAAGCUCUGUUCCACAGAGAUCAGAACUCCAAGUGAAACUGUCACCUGCGUCCUGCGAGUUGGAUAUUAGCAUUGUAGACAGAUUAAACUCACUGCUUCAGGCUCAGAAACUGGGCCCUGUGGAAAUGAUGACGUCACACCUGUACACCUCUUACAACAAGCAUAUCAGUCUGGUAAGUAGCAUAGAAACAGAUGGAAUGGAUAUACCUGCAUAAUAGAUGCAUGUAUUAUUUAAUGAUUAUGUAAUUUAGGGAGGUGGGGCACUUAGGUUAAAUAUACAGUCUCUUCUUUCCUACUGAGUGUAGGGUUAAAUAACAAUCCAGUUUCCUUUCCCCUUGCCUGCACUAAAAUCUCUUAAUAGUUAUAGAAAAUUGGCAGCACUCAAGGAUUAAUGCAAUAUCAAUAGUUGUGAUUCCUUUAGAAUACAAAGAGAAUGUGUAAAAUCAGAACCAUAAUUUAUUAUAAGGAUACAAUUACUAUCCAAAACCAUUAUAAUUUUUAACAGUGUCCUCAAAGUAAUCGAAAGUGAUUAGUUCACUGUUUACUGUAGAUUUUAAUAACAUUUUCUGCAACCUCCAAACAGGAUCCCAUUUCACCUGUAGGUUUUCACUCAAACUCACAGUACAAACGCCAAGAGAUCCAUGUAACACUACAUAGUAAACAAAACGAUAAAUUAUAAUAAUCAUAAAGGAGCAAAUUCAAUCUUCACAGUGUUUGAUUUCGAUGCUUAUUUCUAAGACUCAUAUCACCCAAUACAUUAAAAGCCUGUUACAGAGUAAUGAUAGUCUUUUAUUUUAAUGGCUGCACAGAGCUGGUUUGGGUACUGAUUCAGUCUUUCUCUGAUCUCACAGUGUUGUGUAGGUUGAUGAUCAAAUUUCAUUGGCUGUGCUAAAUAUAUUUUGAUGCUGAUUCAAUUUAUAGUUGAGCACACCUUGUUCUGUCUCAAUGCUUUACAUACCCCACAAGAAAUUGCACAGCAUCUGUUUUCCUCUUUACAGUCUGUAUAACUAUAUAAUCCCCUUAAAACUAAUGUGCAUUUAAAUCCUCCAAUCUCAUCAAUGAUUGGAAAUCUGAUCUAGGGCUGCCAACAGUGCUCAUAAAGCAAAGGCCAGGGAUGGAAUCACUCUAAAUACAGCCAAACUGGUUUCACACUCAAAGAAAACCAAGAUCAGCUCCUCAAAGAACAUUUUGGGAGUCUGUAAAUGAAUUGAAAAUAAUGUGCCCUCCAUGCACUUUAUAAAGAUUUAGCUGGAAUAAUGCAUUGUUUACAUUUGUUUUUCACAUCUGUAUUGCAGUUGCACUUCUAAGUAUGUAUUCUGGAAAAACUUGUUUAUUCCAGCCUAAGUUUUCCUCUUUUGCUCAUUCUCCAGCACAAAGCAUUUGCCGAAGUUUUUUUGGAUGAUUCUCGCUAUCCAGCCAGCACUCGUCUGUCCGUACUGAUCUCGGCACCUGCACUGAAUUUAGCUGUACGAUUCCCAAUUCCUGACCUCCGCUCAGACCUAGAGAGGGGCCCAUGGUUUAAAAAAUCUCUCCAGAAAGAAAUUCUGCACUUACAGGUCUCAGAUCUAGAGUUUAAAACUGAGAUCUUUGGCGGUUCUUCCCCAGAACAAAUUAAGCUGGAACUUAUCUUCAAAGAAUUGACAGGUAGCUUUACAAUGUAGAAUAUACUGCAUGUUACAUCAUAUUAGAAGGAAUUCUCAACUAUUCCUCUAUGCUGUUUUCAUUAGGAGCCUUCCAGGAAGAUACUGAUGAAUCACCCAUCAGGUUCCUUCAAGUAUGCAGAGUCCAGGAUGGAGAUAUGAUGACAUCUGACAAUUUUGAUUGGCCAAGGUUUAUAUUUAAUCUCAUAUUUGCAGUAAAAUGUCCAUUAUUAGUAUACUUUAUAAAAAUAACUGCUAGAUGUUGCUUUCAUCCUAAUUUGUUCCUUAAAAAAUAGUAAUGGUAGUUCAGGUAAAUCUUGCAGUUGGUAAAUGACUGGGUCGUUGGAGUAGGAUUUUUAAAGAAUAUUUUUUUGAGGACAUAGAUAGUCAUUGUUGUUUAUGUAAGUAAUAUUUUAUAUAGUAAAUAAUGCAACAUGGAAUGGGUUUAAAUCCACCAAGAAAUGGGGAGAAUGCUUAGCUUGUUGCAGGUCUUCAAUGCAACUGGAAAUGUAUAACACAAGUAUCAUCUAAGCCAUAAGUCCACAUAAAACACACAGUUUUUUUAAACUAAAGUAUGAAAUCAGUGAGUAUUCAAACUAUGCACCUCCCAUGUUGCCCAUAGGGAAACAUUAGGGGGCUAGUGUACAUGCGCGACUGUUGCUGUUCUGUGCCAAAACAACAUCUUCUCAAAUAAAUGCAUUGGGUAAAUACAUCAUUGUAGGGAGUGUUGUAAUGCAGAGCCUUAAGAUGUCAAUGUUGGUGCAUAAAAGAUUGCAGGACACACCAGGAAGGGCCUCUAGUGGUUGCCUAAGUGAAAAGCUACUAGAAAUGUCCUUAGAGACAAAUGUAGACACUGCCUUUUUUUAGGAAAAGUCAGUGUUUACAAUUGUCCGCUAAUACAACUUUAAUGCACUUGAAACCUUUUGACCUCAUUUAAUAUGCUGUAUGCAUGUUCAAAGCUUUAUAGUUUUUGCAUUAAAAAAAAAUAAAUAUAUUUUCCAGAUAAAUUUAAAAAAAACAAGUCCUGCGCUCACUCCCAUCACUCCCAUCACUCUUGGGUGGCAGCAACGACCACAGUACACAUCAGCCUCAAUAUAUACAGUAAAAACCAAAGAAAAAGUUACCUGCGCUCUCUCCUAAAUCCCUGUGUAUAUUUAAACAAAUGGAGGUCAUUUAGUUACUCCAAUGGCCAUUGAAGGGAAUGCCUGCCUGUCAACGUUAAGACAGACCCCCUUAGGUUGGUCCUACACUGACCUUUCACCCUGCUUCCUCCAUUUGUUUAAAUAUACAUAGGGAUUUAGGAGAGAGCGAAGGUAACUUUUUCUUUGGUUUAUACAGUAUGUAUUGGGGCUAAUGUGUACUGUGGUCGUUGCUGCCGCCCAGGAGUGAUGGGAGUGAGCACAGGACUUGUUUUUUUUUAUAUUUGUAUUAACUUUUUGUAUCACACAGCUAUGUUACAAUGCUGCCGCCCAUCCCAUGUGUUUCCUAUUAAGGGUUAAUAAGUAUAUAGGGGUGUAUAUAAAAAAUACCCAUCUUUUUCUCAUUAGAGAUAUCUUUGCCAGAGGCUCAAGCAAGCAAGGUGAAAGGUCAGGGGGUCUGCCUUGAGGUUGGCAGAUGGGCAUUCCCUCCAAUGGCCAUUGGAGUAACUAAAUGACCUCCAUUUGUUUAGAUGUACAUAGAUAUUUUGCAGAUAAGACUAUUUCCUUAGCCAAACCUCCUCUUGCCAGAAAGACCUCCUUAUGAAUUGUGUGCACCUUGAGUGAGCUGCUUUUAAUUCACAACUUAGCUGCCGACAGUCAGAGAAAAUAUAGCAGUGAUAUCCUUACAAUAUUUCUCCCUGGGCGUCCUCUCCUUCUAAUGCAGGUUGAUUUGUAGUUUAGAUCACUCAGUGCUAUCAGUGGCUGAGCUAUAUAUAUUAGUUUGAUAAGAAAGUAUUUUUCUGUAGUGAGGGUUCAUGGCUAUUUUUUUUUGUUGCAAAAAUUAUAAAGAUUUGAGCAUGCACAAAAUACAGUAUGUUAAUGAGGCAAAACCUAUCAAGUGCAUUGAUGUUGUGUUGGUGUUCGGAGUAACCUUUAAUGUAAUGGCUCUGGUGCUUAGAGUGUCCCUUUAAUGCUGAUGGAAGGCUGUAGAAAGAGAAUUAGUUACUAACAUCUGGUCUCCAGUUUUACUCUCAAAAACAACAUCUUUUAUUAUUAUUAUUAUUACUAUGUUAUUAUUUAUAUAACGCCAACAAAUUCCGCAGCGCUUUACAGUGGGAGGACGAACAAACAUGUAGUUGUAACCAGACAAGUUUGACACAGGAACAGAGGGAUGGAGGACCCUGCUCAAUGAGUUUACAUGCAUUACAUUACUUACAUUAUUAUUAGGCCUUCCUGCAUUGCAAAGUGGUAAAUUAUUUUGUAUUGGUGUAAAAUGUGACUCUUUAAACAUUAAGUGGGUGAUCGUGAUAUUUUUCCUUUUUUCCUUUAUAGAAUUGUGCUUAAAAUCAAUCCCGUAACUGUGCACUCUAUCUUGGAGCGCAUUGCACCCGAGGAGGAUGAUGAAGGUCAUUUUCAGGAAGAUGAAGAUGGUGCACCUCACUCCCUGAAAGAUGUCUGUGAUUUCAAACGCCCGGAGCCAUCUCCUUUUUCAUCUCGAAGAGUAAUGUUUGAAAAUGAGGAGGUAAUAAAAAUGUCUAGAUACUUUGUCUGCUUUGGAUAGAACAGAUGAAAUUAGUAUUGUGUGUUACCUUUUUUACUGGACUCUGGGUAGGAGCUUGUGAGGACACUAAAUCCUGCUGGUUUAGAAGUUGUAUUAGAGCUCCUUCCAGCCAUCUAUCAGCGAUUUCUGACUAUGGGUCCCCCAUCUGUAAUAAAAAAAAAUACCCCCACCCUUUGUCUAUGGGUAGAGGCUGGGAAUGGCAUUAUGUCCUCCCAUAUAUUUUAAUAAGAGCCUGCACCUGCUGACUGUAUCAGGGGAGGGGAAGGGGGCACUAAGUUCCCUCCAUUUAUUAGUUCAUCAGUUGGCUCCACCAUGGGGCGUAGAGGACACUAAGAUGUCCCCUCCUCCAUUUUUGAUGUAAUAGCUCUAAUACGCUGGCAACGGAAGGCGGCAUGAGCUGCAAUUGUUGACCAGUCGCUAGUCUCUUAUUACAGCAAGCAGCGACUGGAGGCACGCUGUUUAGCUGACAUGCCCUCAAUUUAUCGCUCUCCCACAGUCCCGAUCCAUGCUAUACAACAAGACUCAUAUCACAGUAACGUUCAUGUUAUUUAUUCUUAUUAAUAUAUGACGCUUUCUUCUCCCAGAUGGUAAUGCCUGGAGAUGCCAUAGAAAUGACUGAGUUCCAAGAGAAAGCAAUCAGCAAUUCUCAUUAUAUAUUAGAGCUGACCUUGCCUACUAUGUACCUAAUGCUUCCCAACAAAUCCUUCUAUGAAAAACUCUAUAACAGGUGAGUGGGCUUCAGAGUGCACAUACUUUAUGAGACCGACAGAAACCUAAUUUUUCUGUGCCUACGAUACCUACUGCUGCAUUAGAUGCUAGAAUAUUGAAUGGGUGUAAAAAUUAUGAUAGAAAUAUGUGGAACAAAAAAUCCAGGUAGAAAUGUCCAACCCAAUGUGUACACAUUUAGAACAAUGCAAAGAUUUAAUCAUGUGUUGUUCAGUUUGUGCACGAAUGGACCUGGUUCCUUUAAGUCUUUAAGUGUUAAUGGGUCUAUCGUAAGAUGACCAUAGACAAUUACUAUAUAAGCCCUGUUGCUCUUUUCAUUCAUCAUUAUUCCACCAUACAUGAAUGAAACUUGUCUCUUUUUAGAAUGGAAGUUUUCAUUGUCACUAGCACAAAAAUGGAAAUAAAUAGAUCUGGAACUCUAUUUACAAAGCAAACAUUGUUUAAUACAGUGAUAUUUUCCAAUGCUCUCGGGGAGGGAGCCUAGUUUUUUUAUUUAGAUGAAAGAUAUCAACAUGCAUCCCUUAGCAAAAUAAUCUUUUAAUAGGAUUUGGAAAAUUAAAGUGCACUUGUCAUGCAAAUAACAUGAGGUGGUAAAAUCUAGAGAAUUAUAUUUUAUGCACAUUUCACUAAAGAGACACUAUAGUGUCAGGAAUACAAAUGUGUGCCUGUGUUGCUGUUUAGGUACCUGGCGCCCCUUAGAUCAUUCUGAAAAGGUGAUUUUUUUUUUCAUUUUUAUAAUAUGAGCAGGCUAGGUUAGUUAUAUCAUUAAGCAUUAACAUUGAGUGAGGUUAUAAUGUAAGCAGGCUUAAUCAGUUAUGUCGUUAAAGCAUCAGCAUUACUAGUGCGUUUAUAUUGUAAACAGGCUUAGUUAGUUAUGUUAUUAAAGCAUCAGCAUCAAUGCUAAAGGCAUCAGAACAUGGUGCCAUUAAUGCCCAGGGGUGCUGAAGUAGGAAUUAUUUGUAUAAGGUCCUGCAGGCAGUCAAGCACGAUAGGCAUAAUAUGGCAAACAUACGAGAGCAUUAACUUUGCUUGGACGCCAUGGGUUUACUCACAUGGAUGCUGAGUAAAGUAAUACGUAUUAAUGUAAAGCAUUAUACUGUUUGAAAACGUGCAGGAUGAAAUUCACUAAAGUAAACUGAAAUAAAAUAACCACUGGGCUGCGCCCCCAUAACAAUUAGAACAGAGGGAUAAUCUAGGUUAGUAGAGCUGUUGUCUAUGGUAGAGCGGCAGAUCAAGUUGUCUCAAGCCCUUAAACUAAAGCUUGUCGCUAAGGGGCCUGCAUAAGGCUGUUUAACCGAUGCUUAACUGUGGCAGGCCGCCAACCUUGGAAGGCAUGAGUCCACUCUUACACAUGCUUGGGCACCACCAGUCCCAUGAGGAGAUGUGCUCCUGUGUCACGCUGGCAGGACAAAAGCCAUCCACAGGACCAGUGUCUCUCUGUGCUUGUGGUCGGUGUAGGCGAGUGUGUGUCAUGCCACUCUGCGGCCUGUGGGCCAGGACUCUGCCCCUGCUAGUGUGUCCCACAGAGGAACGACUGCAAGGUAUUGAGGUGGGUUUUAAAGUCGUUGUGUUGUCGGCGGGCCCCUCACGGGUCUUUCCCUUGCUUCUGCCUUUACAGUAUGCUGGGUAGGAGAUUUGUGAGCUGUGGGCUUGAGGGCCUCUCUUGUCAGGCCGAGGCUUAUGUAGGUUGUGCCGCACAGGAUGCCCGGGCUUUCGGCGACUUUGCAGUGUUUGAGGCACUUGCUUCCGCUUACCCACCUUUGGCACAAUGUCAGGAUUCUCAGGUUUUAUCAUAGCUUUGCCAUGCUGCAGGUACGGGUGGAGCGGUACUGCCGUAGCUGAUCUCUGUUUACUGCGCUGGAGUUGGGCAGGUGGGAUAGGAGUGUUGGAUCUGCUGGCUAUGCGAGUCCAAAAAAAAAAUCUCGGCAUAACUUUUCAAAUCUGGCUUCGAAGCCCUCUGCCCAGUCCAGGCUAUCUAGAUUUGCUUGUUGCCAUGAAGGCCUCUGCAUGGCGGCCAUCUUUAAUCCACCAUGCGGUCUGAGACUGUGCCGAUUGCUGGCUAUUUAGGUAAGUGGUGUGCCCAGUGGGGACUGGGAUAUCCCCCACCGGUCCAGAGGGGGGGGACAACGGGGUGUCUGUGGUUGUUCUUCAGGAUGCAUAGUCCCCAGCAGGAGAUCGGCCGCCUCUCCCAGCCGUCGUGCCCGCAGUCCUGGUAGGCCGCAAGGCCAGAAGUUAAAGUACGCUUUCAGGAACUGGUAAUUUGGGAUCCGCAAUAUCCCUGUCGUUUAAGGUGCUUGUCAAGCUAAGUUCUGAUCCUUCUGCCAGUUCUUGGUGUAGGUUUAGUCGAUUUAAAGUUUGUGCUGGCAGGAGCUCUCUGUAAACAUGUCUGGCCAACUAGCAGGUCAGGCCCCGCCCCCUCCUGAAAAGGUGAUUUUACUCAAAUUUUUACUGGUCUCGCAGAAGCUGGCUCCGCCUCUGUGGCUGAGAUCAGCAAUUUUGAUGAUCUCAGCCUAUCCAAUGCUUUACAAUAGUAAAGCAUUGGGAGGAUAUUGCACAUGUGCAGUAAAAUUCCACUCUGCGCCAAUCAGCAUCUCUUCACUUCAAUCCCUCAGUCCCCCAUGUGUCUCAUUUCCUCUCCUAUCUCCCCCAUGUGUAUUACCUGCCAGUGUAAGUUUUGAAGGCAAAUUUCGACUUACUUUUAGUCAUAGUCGUUUGACUAAAAAGCCAUUUCAGGUUUAGUCGUAUUUUAGUCAUCUGAAUUGUUUUAGUUUUAGUCGACUAAAAUUACACUGGUAGGUAAUUCUGUCAUCAGGUUGCUUUGCUGGAUCUGAUAUGUAUUUACAUUUACCUGUUCAUUUUGAGGGAAGACACCCGAAUGCCAACAUGAAUGAGAGUAGAGCAUUAUUUUAUUAAGAGUGGGUCCUUAAUGCAAAAGGGACUUUGUACUACUGUCACUAUCUAUUAGGGAGGAAGGUCUGUUACCCUGUUUAGUUCCCCUGUAUAAUAGAGUGCAAUGUGACUCACAAAUUCUGACCCAUGCCCACUAUUGUUGUGCUUUAAAAAAUAAAAAUGAUUGUCAAAGUUUUAGAAGAUUGCUAUCAGCAUGUAUGUUGUGUACAGAUAACCUUCUUCUCAUGUGUUUAACAUUUAACAUUGAUUUAUUUAAGAGUAAGCAAUGAUUUGUUGCUAUGGGAACCUACUGCUCCAUCUCCUGUGGAGACCUUUGAGAACCUGUCUUAUGGGAUCGGCCUUUCAGUCGCCAGCCAGCUAAUUAACACCUUUACAAAGGAUAGCAGUCACUUUAAAUCAGCAACUCAUUAUGGUGAGCUUUUAUAUAUGUUUUAAUUAUUAUUUAUUUGUUGAAAGCAUUAUUUACCACAUUUCUUAAAGAGUGGACGCCAGAGUGAUCCUCGUUUUUUGUCCAUCUGCUUGUUAACGGUUUGGCAAAAAUCUGGGGGAUUGCACUCAUAUAAUAUUUCCAAUAUCAACAGUACACUGAGCUAUUCCUUUAAAGGGACAUACAUCACUUGACAAUUAUUUCUUGUACAUACAAACACUUUUAUGCAAAUAUACAAAACAAAAUACAUAAAGAAAACAUUUACAAAGAAUGUAAUAAACGUUUAUAAAUGUACUAUAAUCAGGGCCGGAUUAACAUAGGGGCUGAUGGAGCUGCAGCUCCAGGCCCAGGCCCAUGGAAUAGGCCCAUUUAAAAAAAAAAAAGUUUUACUUUUUUUUUUUUUUUUUUUUUUACACACUACUCUUAGGCUUGCCACCUGACUGGUAUUUUAAUGGCACAGACGGUAUUUGAGGCUGCCUGGCCAUGCCGGUAUUGCAGUAAUACCGGCAAUACAAAUGCAGAUAAUUUUCUCAGAAUAAUUGACAAUUACUCUGCAAUACCAGCACCGGCCAGUAGGGGUCACUGUGUGUGGAGAGAGGCAGGGAUAGGAAGUAACAGCAUAUCCCUCCCUGCCUAUCUAUACUCACUGAUCCGUGGGGGAGCAGCUACACAGCACAGAGAGUCCAGACAGCAGCUCUACAGCUCAGGUAAGUGAGGGAUGGGGGGAAGGCAGCAGGGACACAUGGGGACACUGAGACACUAGGGGACAUAUGGGGACACUAGGGGGCAUAUGGGGACACAGACACUAGGGGACACAUGAUGACGCAUACACUAGGGGACACUGAGACACUAGGACACAGACACUGGGAGACCUGGGAACACUGAGACACUUGGGGACACUGGAAAACAUGGGGACACUGAGACACUAGGGGACACAGACACUUGGGGACAUAUGGGGACACAGACACUAGGGGACACAUGGGGACACUGUCACUAGGGGACACUGAGACACUUGGGGACACUGGAAAACAUGGGGACACAGACACUAGGGGACACAUGGGGAUGCUGAGACACAUGGGGACGUAGUGAGACAUAGGGACAUUGGGAGACAUUGGGACACGGAGACACUAUGUCCCCCAGCCAGUGUCCCUAGUUUCUCAGUGUCCCCAAGUCUCCCAGUGUCUGUGUCCCAUGCCUCUCAGUGUGCCUAGUGUCCCCAUGUGUCCCAGUGUCCUCAUGUCUAUGUCCACAACUGUCCCCAUGCCUCCCCAAGUGUCUGUCUCCCAGUGUCCCCUAGUCUCCCAGUGUCUGUGUCCCUAGUGUCUUAGUGUCCCCAAAUGUUUCAGUGUCUCCAUGUCUCCCAGUGUCUGUGUUCCUAGUGUCUCAGUGUGCCUGGUGUCCCCAUGUCUCCCAGUGUCCCUAUAUGUCCCAGUGUCCACAUGUCUAUGUCCACAACUGUUCCCAUGUCUCCCAGUGUCCCCAAGUGUCUGUCUCCCAGCCAGUCUCCCCUAGUCUCCCAGUGUCCCCUAGUCUCCCAGUGUCUGUGUUCCCAUGUCUGUGUCCCUAGUGUUUUAGUGUCCCCAAAUGUUUCAGUGUCCCCAUGUCUCCCAGUGUCUGUGUCCCUAGUGUCUCAGUGUCCCCAUUUCUCCCAGUGUCCCCAUGUCUCCCAGUGUCCCCGGGUCUCUCAGUGUCCCCAGCAUCCUAAUGACAUGGGGACACACUGAGACAUUGGGACACUGGGAGAAAUGGGGACACAGACACUGGGAGACUAGGGGACUGGGCGACAUGGGACACUGACACUGUGAUACAUAGGGACACUGAGACACUGGGUGACUUGCGAGACUGAGACACUGGGAGACACUGGGAGCAAUCCAUCUAUACAGCAGAAUCAAACUGUGAGUAGUUUGUUGGUGAUUUUACAGAAUUUUCUCUGAUGUCACUCCUUGUGAUUUACAUCAUGUGAUGUCACGCAUAACUAAUUAAUUAUACAAAUGAUUAAGGCUGGUAUUUUUUUCCAAGAAAGGUGACAACCUUAACUACUCUUCACAUACUCUUGCUUAAAGGAGCACUAUAGGGUCAGGAACACAAUCAUGUUUUUCUGACCCUAUUAUGUUAAAACCACCACCCUUGCCCCUUCUUGCCUCCCUAAAUAUAGUAAAAUAUUACUUGUAUUCAAUUCUGUAGCUGCUGGCUCAGAAGUGGUGGUCUGAGCAAAUUACAAUACUUCCCCAUAGGAUUGGCUGAGACUGUCAACUAGGCAGAUCAGGGGCAGAGCCAGCACAAGUCCAACAUAGCCCUGGCCAAUCAGCAUCUCCUCAUAAAGAUAAAUUCAAUCAAUGCAUCUCUAUGAGGAAAGUUCAGUGUCUGCAUGCAGAGGGUGGAGACACUGAAUGGCAGAACUGCCCCAGGAAGCACCUCUAGCAGCCAUCUAAGGAGCGGCCAGUGGAGUUAUUUUCUCUGAAAAGACAGUGUUUACUGCAAAAAGCCUGAAUGGAAUGAUUCUACUUACCAGAACAAAUACAAUAAGCUGUAGUUGUUCUGGUGACUAUAGUGUCCCUUUAAGUUUGGAAGCUUAAGAGGGAUGUAUUGGAAUAAAAAUUGUAUGCACUGGCUGACAUUAAAGUUAGUUUAGGUAAUGCAGACUUUGGUCUCUCUAACACUGUGGCAUGUUCCCUUUCUUCUACACUCACUACAUACAGCUUUUCUCUGUCCCAGACUAUAUACCAGGAACUUCUGCCUGCUAGUAAGUAGGUAAGGAGACAAGUGGACCAGUAAGUGCUAGGGGACAGUCCUUAGAAAGAAUGGAGUGAGCGCAUCAUUAGACGCAUUUAUGUCAAGCGCAAGGUGCUGCCUGCAUAGUAUGCCCUUAGUUGGACAGCCUGCAGGAUUGGCAGGCAGCCUGACAUGCAUUCAUGCCAGGCUGACCUUCCAAUUCUUUGGACAAACAUGCCCCUUUUUGGGCAUGUUCACCCCUUUUGGCAGGUCUUGUCACGUGAUUCGCGCCAGGCACACCCUUUUACCCCGCCCAUUGACUUCUUGCUUCACUGGACACUGCUGUUAGGGGUUAUGGAUUUACUUGAAAAAUGAAAGCAUAAAUUAGAGAGAGAUUAGCAUAGAGUAUGUGUUUUCUUAUAACUGCAUCCUAUGAGUUUCCAUCCAGCACCAUCUCCAUCAGAUACAUGACGCUUGGGAGGUAUGAUUGUUUUAGUGUUUUUGGUCAAUAAGAUUCUGUAAUUAGGCCCAUCAUAAUUGUCAGCACCAGGCUCACUGGGCUCUUAAUCCGGCCCUGACUAUAAUCUUGUUCAGAUUGCAUUACUGGGGACCCCUGUCAGCUAGGGGAGUUCCUUCAGCCUCUCCCCCCACGUUCCCUCUUACUUAACUAUCUCAGUUUCAGACCAGUCCACUAAUGACAGAAACAGGGCAUCAUUGUGCAGUAUCAGGAAAGAGAAACCUGACACUAGAAUAUGCUUUACUUAAUUAGACUGAUCAGACUCCUUCUACUCUUCCCCUGUCAGGAUGCUGCAAGGUGACGAGAUUUUCCACCUGCACGUAUGUGACUCUUUCAGGCAUGCCAAUGCAUUUUUCCAGAAUUCCUAGGGUUAGGACACUGAUUGGUUACAUUAGUGUCCACCCUGGCAUGGAUGUGGAAUGCAUAAGAAAGAAGAAGCAGAUACAUAUGCAAAAAAAAGCUUUCAGAGUGAGGCAACUGUCUCAUUCAAAGCUAAAGCCUUUGAGAUAGUUGUCUCAGAGUGAUGUGUGUCCCUUUUAAUGGAACUUGUAACCUAAGUUAUGGCAUGUAGACUAGCUUUCUAGCAUGUUGAAAUGUUUUAGGAUUUAAUCAUUAAACCAAAAAUUGGAGAAUUGCAAACUUUUGGUCAAAACUCACUAUUUCAUAAAUUGAAUGGAAAAACUACAGUACACAAAGAGUCAGUGCAUAUGAUUACCAUUACAUCCUGUGCGUGCUUACUGGACUCUUUAAAGUGGAUUUACUUUUUUCUUGUAUGCAUUAUCAAACGGAUGCAUUACAUUCAUAAUGCAUUAAGAUGUUUUCUGCUCCAUAGUAAGGCCUCUGAACCUUCUCCUUUGAUGUACACUUAUGUCAGGAAGCAGCUGGAAUGAUGUAGGAAAUAGCGCUGAUAUCCCAGUAGCAAAUUGGAGGCCUUACAGCACAAGCUGUGGGAUCUUAUGCCUGCUAUCUGCAGUCCCUGGGCAACCUCAGUAAAGAACACACAGCUAUACACUCACUGCUGCCUUCCUGACAAAAGUAAAGUAAUGUCAAAGGGAUGAGAAAAAUACUUGUGCUUGGAAAGUAUUCCUUUACUGUGUUAAAGUAGAGAUUGUAGCCGUAUUAGUCCAGUGAUGGAGAUGUAAAAAACAGAUGCAAUUUGUAUCUUGUAAUACCUUUUUUAUUGGACUAACAGAAAUUUUUAAUGACAAGCUUUUGGGAGAACCUCCCUUUCUUAGGAAUUGAGAAAGGGAGGUUCUCCUGAAAGCUUGUCAUUAAAAGGUCCAACAAAAAAGGUAUUACAAGAUACGAAUUAAAAACUGCUUUUUACCUUUACUGUGUUAAUAAAGACAUGUUUUGUUUCAGUAGAUGAGGAUAGUGGCUCUGAGGAAGAGCCUUUGCACUUUGAUCACAUUCUGGAUUCAAACUACCAUUGCCGAAGAAAGAAAAAAAUGGACUCUCAGAACAAACCAUCUCAGAGCUUCCUGUCUGUCCUCAUCAAUGUCAAUCGUGGCCUGGCCUCUUUGUUCACAGAUGUCAAGGUAAAAUGAUCUGCCAGUUUACAGCCCUGGUGCAAUGUAGUAGUUUUGUGUGAAGUGAAUUUGCAGGAUUUUUCUUUUUGUUAAUCUUCUUUGCCAAAUAUGGAACUAAUUUGCAAACUGGACAGAUGUUGUCAAUUUCAAUCCUCUAGUCCCUAACAGUACAAUAUCCAAUGAUCUUCUUAUAUGAUUUCAAAUCUUCAUUGUUCCAUGUGUGGUUGCAGGAGGACGUUUAAUUAACAUGUUGGUGUUGUGUAUAUUUAGGGCCAAUGCUGAGAAAUAUGCAAUCUUACACUUGCAAAAAAACAUAGUUUUUUUUUAGUUUUUUUUUUUAUGCCAUUAAAAAUUGUGGAACCACAUCAAUAUAAACACAUUAUACAUACUCCACCAUAAUAUUUUCAUUAUAUAAGUUAAAUAGAUUCCGAGCAGAUGAAAAGUAUUCUAUAAUGAGCAUGGAACAUUCCAUGAGUUCUCACUUAUUGUUCCUCAUGAGCAUCAGAAAUGGGACAAAUACUUUGUACUCUCUGCUUCUCUUGGCGUUCAAAUACUAUCAGGAGAGCUGGAGUACACUGGGCAAGGAGCUGCUCCCCCACUUUCCCUUAUCCUCCUGGUAUCCUAAUCCUAUCACAAGAGACAAAGCACACCUAUCAAAGUUUUGCUUCACCCCUUAGUUAAUCAUACAGUGACCAGAGGUGACUGAUCCACUUUCAUUUAGUGAGCUAACGGUUAAGUUCCUUGAUUAUAUAUGAUGUUAAAAAACAUAACUUGCAGUUUUUAGAAAAAGUCGACUGCUCUAAAGUUGAAUAGAAAUAAGAGUGAAUUAAUUUCUAGUAAAACUGUUUAAAAGGGCACUAUAGACACCAACACCACUACAUUUAGUGGUUUGGAUCUCUAGAUUAUUUCCCUUUUCUUUGGUAGAUGAAAACAUUGCAGUUUCUGCGAUUUCUGUGCAUGAACAUAGGCUGACAAUGCUUCUCUACGAGAAGCAUCUGAUUUGACCAGAGAUCAUCAAGCAUGACUUUCUUACCAUGGUGAAGCGAGGAGACUGUCUUGGUAUUGGAUUACAGGAUAUUUUUUAUUUUUUUUAAAUUCUUUAUUUUGUUCGUGCAGUUAUAACAGUACAGCAGGUCUCGCCACAACAGCGAUAAAAGACAUGUUAAUGAACAUAACAGAUAACAUUGCGACUGUAGGAUAGCACAUUUUAUAAAUUUUUAUAUUAGUGUAGUUAGGACUGUCAUGCGUGUAGUAAAAGAAAAGUGUUGCUUCUUAUAUCCUUUGAAAUUGAGGAUGCAUGUCAGAGAAGGUUGCCUGGAAGGGGUGUAGCCUGUAGUCUGUCCCCCAGGGGGAUGUAUUCUAGUCUGGAGAGUGUGUGUAGGGGGCUAACGAUCCCACUGAAAAGGUAGUGUUUUAUGUGGUAUCUUGUUAAGGGUCAGUGGGGGGGGGGGAGAUAAGGGCGUUUGGGGAGGUUCGCCAUCAUAACUGGGAAGAGUGCCUGUCAGGCAUAGUUAAAGCCCAUUUACCCGCCCGAAGCUAUAGGUCAUAAUAACCAUGAACAUAAAGCAAAAACUGUUAAGUCCUGUGCGGUUUGAAACAUAAAGCAAAAACUGUGAAGAGCAUAUAGCAAGAACUGUUAAGUCCUGUGCGGUUUGUAGUCCGCUGGGAGGUUUUCAGUGCCCCGGCUUAGGUGCAGGAUUCCCUCUGUGGGCCGCUGGUAUGAAUGGUGUGACCCUCUCUGGGUCCCAGAGUGUCGGUGCCGCUUGGGUCGCGGUCUCAGCGGCUGUCGCGGUCACUCCCAUUUGUAGCAGGAUGCUCGGUAUUUCAGAGGCCUCCCGGACUUUCACUAUUCCCGUUUCCCGGGUAAUGAGUAGGCAGCGAGGUGAACCCCAUUUGUAUGGUGUUUUGCUUGCCGCUAGCGCCUGAGUGAGUGGACGCAGGGAUCUGCGCCAUUCCAUGGUGGCCUUAGAUAAGUCCGGAUAGAAGGUGAGAUCGUGAUCCUCAAAUCGUAAUGGCGUUAUGUGGCGGACUGCCGCCAUAAAGGCUGUGCGGUCUUGCCCCUGUUGGAACCGGAGGAUUAUGUCUCUAGUUGGCCGUUGUAUUCCUGUAGCGGGUCCCGUUAUACGGUGCCAUCCGGCUAGUGUCAUAGCCUUGGCUUGUUUGGCGGAGAAAAGCUUAGUGAGCAGCCUGCGGAUGAAGUGUGGGAACUCUGCCAUCUCCAUGGUAUCAGGUAGGCCGCGGACCUUGACAUUCUUCCAUCUCCGCUUGUCCUCGAGAGCUGCCAUGUGUUCCUCGGAGCGUGUUUGGGAGUGAUGCAGUUUGGUCAACGACUGCUCCAGGGUCGCGAUGCGGGUCUCGUGUGCUUCUGUUGUGCGCCUGUUGUGCGCUCUGAGUUGUGGAGACGGGCCGCAAACCCGUUCACCUCCUCCCUGAACUGUCCUAUGUCGGCCGCGAUGUUGCGGCGAAGUUCAGCCAGCAUGCCCCGCAGGGACUCCUCCGUAACCGGAGGCUUGACCGGUAGUGUCUGCGGAGAGGUCUGCACCUUGUUGGGGAGCUGGGCCUCAAAGGGCGUCCCGUCGUACAGGGAUUCUUCGCUGGUAGUGCGUGAUGGGGCAUCCAUCACGCAUCCAUCACGACAUGACAGGCCUCUGUGAGGAGUGCGGCCUCCACAGCAGAUCGCCGAUAUCGGCCGUGGAUGGAGGUCGAUCUGGCUUGCAUUUCUUAUUUUUGCGUCCCAUGGUAUGUGGGAAGUCUCCGGCUGCAGAGGGUUCUGUUUGUUAGUCGUUAUUUUUGCUUGUUUUUGCCUUUUUGGUGCCGUUUUGCUCGGAGCUGCAGUAAUGUGCGUCUUGCUAGUAUGGCUGUUCGCUCCGCCCCCGGAUUACAGGAUAUUUUAAUGGUCUUUUUGGCUUUUAUUUUGUUAAUAAAGUGGAGGGCCCUACAUCUAAAACAAGUAAGGAGUACAUGUAACUUGAAAAUAAAUAUAUAACCAAUCAUUGUUGGUUUUUUUGUUGUUUAAUUCCAGCACGUCGAUGGAAAAAUCAUGGAAGACAAACAUGGUGAAUUCUGGCUUGAAUUUCGCAGUGGUUCAUUGUUUAGUGUUACUAAAUACGAAGGCUUUGAAGAUAAAAGCUACAUCUGUCUUCAUGCAAACAGUCUGAGCUUGUACCAUCAAGGUAAAUAGUUAUGCUUUGUGUACAACUGUUUUAAAGGAGGAAUUUUUCCACCUAUGUUGAAAGAGUUGAUUUAAAGGGUUAGUGUUGGUAAAAAAAAAGCACCCUAUUUUUUUUUUUUUUUACUAUUUAUGGCUGCUGUAAGUUUAUACACACUGGGCAACUGAAGAUCACUUGGUGACACAAAACCAUUCAGCAUCCCUGUGACAUUGCUACAGCCAAUGCUACAGUGGUAGCAUUCACUUUAUUAUUUUUUCUAGGUAUCCCCGCGUUGUUCAUCAUGUAUUGAUUGUUAGCAUUAAUCUGCUAUAUGUCAAGGUGUGCAUCCUUGGUCUCAAAUUCCAUUUGUGAUAACUGCCUUUUAAAGGAAUUGUCCUCUUUGUGGUAGUUUGGAUGAUGUUAUAGUUUAGGUUUCUGGAGCAAAGAGUGUUUUCCAUCUCUUAAAACAAGAGAUCUCUAGUUCAAGAACCAAGUAAACCUCUCCUAAUCAAUUUUUUAGUUUUUUGGUGAAAUACUUUUGAUUCAAUAUGUAGAUCCCUUUUAAAGAUGCGUGCCCCCCAUUUGAUAUCAGUCAGGGUGUUUUAGGGCUCACAAGACUCACCUUAGGAGUAGAGAUUGUCAAUCUGUGUUCUCAGGCUAGAUUCUGAACCUAUUAACAAAAUGAUUUUUGUUUAACAUAUCUGAAAGGUAGUACACUUUCAGCCAAUAUUUGAUAUUUGUACAGUUUUAUUUCUGCUUGCACAACAUUUUAUAGGAAAGGUCAACAGACAGUUGUUCUUAUUUAAAUACCUAUAUUUUAAUUUUGUGGGUGUUGGUACCAAAAGAUAAGACAUUUAUGCAAUGAACCUAUUAAUAAUAAUAUUGACAUUUAUACUUAUUACUUGUGCUUUUUUAAAAUUUUGAUAUAUAUUCAUAUGGUGACGUUACAUGAAAUUUGCACCGUUUGGCUGAAGAUGUCUCUCCUGGGACUUUAAGAUCCAAUUUUCCUGAGUUGAUUCCACUCUAAAAAUUCCAAUACUAAAUUUUUUUUUUUUAAAUUAAAACACGUACUAUUAUCUAACACCUUCUUCUUUAAUGUCACAGGGAUGCUGAAUGGUGUUGUGUCACCAAGUGAUCUUCGGUUGCCCAGCGUGAUCCGUCCCCUCUGGUUAGAGCCAACCAUCUACUCAUCUGAAGAAGAUGGGAUUGCAAGUCGUAAUGCCACUAAUGGAGUUGGAGUGGACACUCUGAGCAUGCUGACUGUAGCAGUUAAAAUCCAAUCCGAUAAAGCUGAAAGUAACACAAAGGUUGUUUCAUUGUUGUAAUUCAAUUAGAUUAACAAAAUCUAAAUUCAUAAAAUGUCAAAUCUGGAUUGCCAGGGGGUGAAGUAAAAAAAAAAAAAAAAGAUCUGCAUAUAUGUCCUUCUGCCUACUGCCUUAGGUAGCGCGUUAUGACAAUUGUGUAAACUAACGUAUCUAAUUUUACUUGUUCAUCUCAUCUUGCAAGGUAGAUACUGCAUUUGUUGUGGUUUGUAAGAAUACGUUAAGGGACCAUAGAUGUUUAUUAUGACCAUUGUCUUUUUAGUGGGUAUUCUUGGGCUAUGCAAUAAGGGACCCUGGAUGUUUAUUAUACCCAUUGUCUUUUUAGUGGUUAUCCUUGGGUUGUAUCCACAACAUUGACAGUCUUAUUCACCAAAGUGCAAAUCAUCAGGACUCAAGAUUAAAUGAUAAAUUUAAAGGACCACUGUACUUACUACUUCAUCUUAAUUAAGUGGUUUGGAUGCAGUAGCCCUGUCUUUUUGGUCCUGCAAUGUAAAACAUUUCUUUUUUGGAGAUACGGGAAUGUUUAGCAGGGCUAAGUACCCCUUUAUUGGCUGUCUUCCUUGCAACCACUAGAUGCUACAUCCGUACCUACAACCAAAUCAGCUUUUUUUUUUUGUAUUUAACGUCUGCAUUGCAUGAUGUUAUUCACUCCCUCUUUUGAUCAAGUGCACAUAACUUUAUCCUGUUUUACAUUGUGAUUUCCCCCUCAAUGUCUUCUAGGAAUUUCUUGUUGCCGUGGGAUUGCGUGGCGCCACUCUCCAGCACCGUGUCCUGCCAUCCGCUCUCACUUGGCAUGAGCAGGUAACACUGUUUCCAGUCUGACUCACUGUUUAAAGUAAUUUGUUUUCCUAUUAACAUAUUUAACAUAUGUCCUUUUUAUUCACUACAGAUUUUACAGUUUCUGAAUAUUUUGGAUGAGCCAGUUUUAGGGUACAAUCCACCAGCCUCCAUAACAACCUUUCAUGUUCACCUAUGGAAUUGUGCUCUGGAUUACAGGUAUUUGUGCUUGUGUAGCGCUCCCAUUAUUGUUUAUCCUCAGAUGGUUUGUAGUUGUAUAUACAUUCUUUUAGGAUUUUAUGGGAUAAGGUUCUACGUAAUAAUGUGUAAAUCCUGGUGUCCUACAUUUUUCUUGUGCGUUAUUUUGGCACCUGCGAUAAUCUAUUUGUUUAGAUGGAUAUGCUACUUUAUGGAUCUUCUCAAAUGGUCAACUUUUCUUCAUUAGUGCAAUUAGAUACUGUAAAAUUAUGUUUUUACAGAUUCUUAUGUGUGAAUACAGUGCCUGGUCACUCUUAAUGGAGCCCAACUUUGCUGAUGGGGUUAAAAACAAAAUCAUGGGGAAGAAAAGUGGUAACGAGUAUAAUAUAAUAAAAGAGAAAAUAGGCUGUUGGUGAAGUGAUAAUUAGAGGGGACAAUCGGGUAGAUGUAGGACGAGAUGAAAGAGAUAAUGAUAGUGGAUAAAGAGUGAUGGUGAUGGGGAAUGAUGAGAAAGAGAGUGAAUAUGGGGAAAUAACAUGGAAGGCAGUGCAAUGGAUCAGUUGGUUAUAGAAAUAAAUAAUGAGAGUGUAUGAGAUAUGAGACACAUGAUAGGACAAUGGUGAGAUGAUGAGAGGAGUGACAGAAUGUAGGGGUAGUAGAUAAUGAGACACAAAACAGAUGGUGAUGAGUGAGAUGAUGAGAGAGGGUAAAGUGUUUAGUAGCUUAUAUAAUGCUGCGAAAGGAACAUUGAUGGAGAUAGGUAAUGACAAGAAUGACAGUGUGGAGAUAUCGGGGAUACUCGGUUUGAUUAAUGAUGCGCCAUAACAGGUUACACACAUACCAUAUGUCUAUCUGUGUGAAAAAGUCAGUUCCCCUCGAACCUUUGUCACCUUACUCAAAUGGCUGAUGAUAUAAGCUGCUGUUAGUGUACAAAUUGAGGGCCAUUGCAAAUUCCCUGGACUAUAACCACUGCUGAGCUUUUAAAAAAAGAAAGAGAUUUAUUCAGAAAACUUUAAUUUCCUUUACUUUAUUUUAAUGACUAAUCCGUCCCAUUUUCUUUUCCAGGCCUCUAUUUUUACCCACCAGGGCUCUGUUGACUGUAGAAACUUUCAGUAUUUCUUGCAGCGUUGCACUGGACAAGUCUUCUACUAACCUCAGGUAAAUCAUAUUUAUUGAAAAACUUAAUAAUUCUCGUUGGUCUUCGUGUCUUGAUGCAAUGCUGCUUAUCACCAGCAGAUGUCAUAUAGACCACGAGCUAUGAAAUGUUCUCUCACACACUGAGAAGCAUGGUUGUUGUUUUUGCCAUCUACAGUUUUUAUUGAUUUUCCAGAAUAAAAAACAAGUGUGAAGCAUGCCAUUAUAUAGACUCCAUAGCAUAUUCCAAUCCUGAUAGUUUCAAGUAGAUCAUUUCAGGUUUAACAACAUAUUAAGAAAGGGAGAACUGUAGUCGCACCCCAAGUGGUCAGCUUGAAAUUUAGGAAGUUUGGUUGCAUAUUCUCUCAGCCAUGUAGUUAGUGUUCCAGUCACCUGCUAAUUGCUUUGUAAGUAAAGUUGGUAAAUGUCUAAUGGUGGGAAAAUAGUAGCAUUAACACAAUAAAGCCUUGUUCUGGUUUUAUUGUGCAAACCUUAAAGGGUUACUUUUAAUAAAAUACUAUUUCUGGUUAGAGUAACCUUUACUGGCAUGGUUCCCUUUUACCUCUCAAAGUAAAAUAACUAAAGUUAAAACUUAUCUAUACUUAGCAUCAAGACCAAGUUCCCCAAGCAGUGUGAUCUUCCUCCAGUGCCAUCACUCCCCUCUCAAUGGAGGAUGAGGGAUGUCUUAGAGGGAAGGCUUAGGCAGCAUUGCGGGGGGGGGGGGGCAGGUCAUCAUUGGUCGUCAGUCACCAGCAUUUUAUGCAAUGUGCACAGAAUUCACUUUAGCCAGUCUAGGCAAAAGGAAGAAGGAGAACCUAUAAGCUAAAUUAUAGGCAAUAGGAAGAAGGAGAGCCUAUAAGCUAAAUUAUUGGUAAUGACGAUAAGGAAUGAUAACAGAAAUGUAGUUGAGCAAUCUGCCCCAGACAGGUUAUUAGAUAUCAGGAAAACCUAUAAGUGAUAUUACAAGUAAAUAAAGAAAAGGAUAACCUAGUAAUGAAAUUAAAGAUUACAGUUAGACAAAAUACAACUAGACAGAACUAAACAGAAUAUAAAGGUUUGAAGUAAUACAGAUUAGUUAGACGUUUAGUGGAUUAACCUCUUUGGUUUGGAGGUAGUACUGCAGGUUUUAGAUAUAGUUGCAAAUAUCAUGAAUUUUUGUAAUAUCCAGGUUAGUUGCGUAGUUUUCGGUAGGUGUACAGUAGGUUAGAAACAAAGUAAUAAGGAAUCAAAAUCCAGUAUGGAAUUAAGCAGGUACAAAUUGUUGUAAUGAAACAGAAUAAAAGAAACAUAAUUUUUGCUGAUAGCAUCCUGUAAGACUCAUUCCUAGUAAGUUCUCUGCAGUGAUUUGUGCGCCUUUAGAAAAGGAAAGGAAAAGAGGGGUAGCAUCAUGAUACGUGAUGACAUAGAAGAUAAUGUACUAAGAUGCUGAUGAUGAAGCAAGAGCUUUUUCUUUUCACCUUAAAAAAAAUAAAAAAUAAAAUUUAAAAAUAAAAGACCAAAUGUACUGUAUUCAUUAAAUGUAAAUUUCAACACCUUCUGUUUGUGCAAAAUAGAUAUCUUACACCCCCCCAAAUAAAAACACACUCCUUAGUGGCAUAUUAAAAAGACAUGCUUGUGUUUCUUAAUAAAACAAGGAGCAUAUGAACAAUGCCCCUUGUUAGCAGAAAUUCAAAAGGUACUGUUUAAGCUGGUUAAUGUCUGCUCUCAAUAAUCCAUUGAAUACAUUUUUUUAGAUCUAUUAAAUAAAAUAGAUACAAUUAAGCAAAGUGCUCUUGGCUGGAGAUUUUAAUCGUAUAUUAGAUGCAAGUUUAGAUAGGAAAAAAAACUAGAAUGAGUGGGUUAAGAACAAAAACACUAGAUCUCAAUUAGCUCAUUUUCAGUGCAGUAUUAAAAGACUUGGCCUGUUGGAUAUAUGGCGUUUAUAUCACCCCGGGGUAAGAGAUUUUACAUGUUUUUCUACAUUUUUUUUUUUUUUAUAUUCAAGGAUUGAUUUAUUUCUGGGAAACAAGAUAAUGGCAAAUAGGGUCAACAGUGUUUUCUGAUUGAUGAAAUUAUGUGGUCAGACCACAAUGCUUUAAUUAUGGAUCUCUUACCGCAUAAUAAAAAAGCCAAACUGAGUGGCGCCUAAACGAUAAUAUUCUUUUAAAAAAAAGAAAAUAGAAAAUAUAUAUUAGAGAUGAUGGAAAAGAUGUAUCCCUGCCAGAAGUAUGGAGCGCCUAUAAAUGCAUUUUAAAAGUAUAUCUUUUCAAAUUGGGAACAAUCGCAAAAGCUAGAGGAGUCUCUCUCACUGAACUGUAAAUAAAUUGUUAUAAGCUCUCUAAAGAAAAUAAUCUUACCAAAUUAGGAGAAAAGUAUAAAACUAGUAUCAAGAUAAAGUAAAUGAGUUAUUAACCCCUGCAUGACACAUGACUGAAAUAUUCCAUCAUGAUUCCCUUUUAUUUCAAACGUACCUUUUUCCAGCACUGGGUGGAGAGCUCUCCCCCUUCGAUCCUCCUUCUCUCCUCCCCGUCGGCUGAAUGCGCACGCGCAGCAAGAGCUGUGUGUGCAUUCAGCCGGUCACAUAGGAAAGCAUUCAUAAUGCUUUCCUAUGGACGCUGGCGUGCUCUCACUGUGAUUUUCACAGUGAGAAGCACGCAAUUGCCUCUAGCGGCUGUCAAUAAGACAGCCGCUAGAGGAAAUAGGGGAAGGCUUAACCCUCUGAAACUGCUAUGUUUAUGAAAAAAUGGGUUAACCCUAGCUGGAACUGGCACCCAGACCACUUCAUUAAGCUGAAGUGGUCUGGGUGCCUAGAGUGGUCCUUUAAUAGAGGAAAAACAUAGGAAUCUCAAAUAUUUAAAAAUACAUUGGUAUUAUAAGAGUAAUGGAGCAGAUAGGCUACUCUCAAAUAAAUUAAAGAGCAGAAAAAUAAAAAAAUAUCUAUAGGAUUAGAACAGAAGGAGUUAUGCAUAACUCCAAAAAAAAAAAAUCUGAGUAGCCUUUAAUGAUUAUUACAAACAACUAUAUCAUUUGAACACAGAUAAAAAGAAACCUCCUUCUUUAGAAUAUUAUGUAAAUAGAAGAAUGCCAAAAGUAUCUAUGGAACUGUUGGAAACUCUUAGUACUCCUAUGACACAAGGAGAAAUAAAAUUAGCAAUAAAUAAAUUAAAAAUAAAUAUAGCACCAGGACCUGAUGGAUAUACAAACAGGUUUUAUAAAAUAUUUAGGGAUCUAUAGUCCAAACGUUUCUCCAGAGUGUUCAAUAAAAUAAUUAUCAAUCGCACUUCUCCUAAAGAAAUGUUACGUGCAAACAUCGAUCCCAUUCUGAACCCGGACAAAAACCCAGGAAUAUUAUCAAUUUACCGUCCCAUCUCCCUUCUAAAUGGAGAUGUUAAGAUCUAUGCCACUGUCCUUGCUAAGAGGCUGAAGAUAAGUAUCCCAGGAUUGAUACAAAAAGAUCAAGUUUGAUUUGUACCAGGCAGACUUGCUACUAGUGGACGAAGGCGGGUUAUGGAUACAUGCAAUGCGGCACAACUUAUGAACAUCCCCCAUCUGACCAUGACAUUGGGAGGGGAUUUGAGAUUGAGAUGGGAUUUUCUCGAUAAAACUCUGAUGGCAUUUUGAUAAAAUUUGGAUAAAUAAAAUAAAGUAAUAAAAGAAAUGCUGUAUUUUAUUUCAGGAUAAUUUUGGAUGAAGCCACUCUGCAUUUAUCGGAUAAGUGUAACGCCAUAGCUGUAAAUCUAAGCCGAGGUGAGUAAGCAGAGAUUAUAAAGUGAUGGAUGCAAGAUAAACUGGUUAUAAUUUCAGGUCUGAAAAAUUAUAUUGAGAGUGAUGUCAAGUAAGACCCAGCGUAAAUCUAGUCUCACACUAUGUAAUCCCAGAUUUGAUUUUAUCACUAUGAAGGAUAACAUUGUACUUAUCUCAUGCAAUAUUCAAUUCGUUUAUCAAGUUAUAAUUUAAUACUUGCAUUUCUAAUAGUGAAAAAUAAUGAUUAUGGCAGGGCUGUAGUAGCCAAUAAAUAAUACAUUUGCUGGCAAAGCAUCAUGGGAUUUAUAGUUCUGCAAAAACUGAUGAACUGCUUUUUGACAAUGCCUGAAAACAGGUCUUAAAAUGAGAUGGAUACUUUUUUGAUGCGAUUUCAUCUGAAAUAAUUUAUUUUCCAGAUUAUGUUCGAGUUGUGGACAUGGGACUCUUAGAGCUGACUAUACAAGCUGUAAAAAUUGGAGAAAAGGUGCCAUUUUAACUUAGUUGUGUAUUUUGUAAAAAAGUGGUUAUAUCUGCCUUGCCCAGUAAUUUAUUUUAAAAACAAUAUACAUUUUCCAGGCUCCAUGGGUCCUAGAGUAUAGAUAUAAGUCAUUUAUUCUAAAAACAAAACAAAAAAAACCUUCCGGUAUUUUAUUUAUUUAUUUUUUAAUUAUUAGAGCAGACCAGAGAGGUGCCUACCUGUAUAUAAGGGAUCAGUGACGGUUUCACAUUAGUUAUUUAAAUUGUAUGAAUUGGCUAUAUUCAACCAGUAAAUGCAGCUUACAUUUUCAGAAACGUAACUAACCAUCUUCAUCUCUAUAACUAAACGCUACAGACCUCAUUUCCUUUGUCCACGUUGCAUGGAAGCUUAGUACAAAGAUCUAAGCCAUGCAAGAACUCAUAACAUAGUUUUAUGCUAGUUACACGAUCUUUAUAUCGGCUUACAUUUUAGUCUCAGCCCUAAAGGUAUAACAUUUGUGGAAUACCAAGCAUCAUUAUUAUUAAAGUGAAGAAAAUCAUAAUGCUUAUAUAUAUAUAUAUAUAUAUAUAUUUUUUAUUUUUUUAUUUUUUUUUACUGUGUUUUUUUUUUUAUCAUUGAGAAGCUCCCAAAUUUAGGCCAUUUUAGCAGAGUGGGGAAAACAAUCUUCCAUCUAAGUAUAGCAGGAUAUUUUAUUCUGCAAUUCUUCUAUGUAUGUAAAUUUUGGCAGGUUGGUUUUCAACUCACCACAAUGCUUUGUUUAAUGAAUAAAUUCCAAUGUGUUUAUUCCUCAAUAUUUUAAAGGAACAGGCCAAACAUUAUAACCACUACAACACACUGUAGUGGUUAUGGUACCAGGAAGGCUUUGGCAUUAUCCUAGGUAAGAUGUCAAACCAUUUUCAAACAGUUUGGCACCUCAUCUGGGAUUUGCCAGGUGCCAGUCUCCUCCCCCAAAAAGCCAGAAGCCCUCUGCAUUGAGCUAGCCCAGCGGUGGACCCCACUUAAGUUGUCAAAUUAUUCGCAAAUGGCUUAUCUUCUUACCCUAGGAUAGUGACACCACAGCCACUAAAUUGGCUAAUUGAGAUGUUUAUCAAUGUUUAACCCAGAACUUCUAGAAGGCAAAUCCAUUCUUUACUGUCAUUGUACAGCUUUCUGAGCUUACUAGGAAACAUCUACAGUAACAAUGUACCCCCCACUCACCUAGACAUUAUUACUGAGGCUGCAGCAAUGUGUAUUGGAAUAUUAUUAAUUUGUAUCUAUGGAUUUUCAGACAAGAGGUUUUAACUCAUAACCCUCUUUGUCAACACUUUGUGAUCAUUGUCCUCUUUUGUUCUGUAAACUCCCUAAAGACUCAAAAAUAGAUAAAUCUAUCAUUUAAAAAUAUAGGUUAUAUGGCAAGAUUCUAUACAACUGCUGAUGAAACAAGUAGGAUAUCACUAUUCCUUGUUGGUAAAGGUCCAGAUUAUGAUAAUGAUAAGGAGCAUCACUGAUCUUUAAAGCAGAACUGUCUUUUUCCUGGAGGUAACUGUAUUAAUAAUCCUCAGCUCUCCACAAUAAUUUCCAAGAGUUUAUUUAACUAUAUAAUAAUAAUAACAACUAGUAUUUAUAUAGAGCCUUUCUCCCAGUGGGCCUCAAAGCGCUUUUCAGAGCACGCUCUCGGAAUUAACCAAAUCGGCAGCUGAAUAGUAAUAGAUGUUAUUUUUACCCAAUUGAUGGUACUCAUUUUAUUGACCUCGGAUGGAUGAAGGGCUGAGUUGACCCUGCCGGGAUUUGAACCUGUGACCUUGCAUUUUUGGGCAGGCUUGUAGUCAGGGAAUUUGCCAGCUUAUUGAUCAACAUUUCCUUAUCCCAAAGUGUCUCAAGCCUCAUGUUGUCAAAAAUAUCCUACUAUUUUGGAUACUUGAAGAAACUUCACUUGGAAAUCAUUGCAAAGUGCUGAGGACUAUGAUUACUGUUAACUAGUGAUGUCCUGAACGGCUCGCCGCGGACGGCGAACAUAUGCGCUGUUCGGUCCGCCACCUAUUCGUCAUCAUUGAGUAAACUUUGACCCUAUAUUUCACAGUCAGCAGACACAUUCCAGCCAAGCAGCAGCAGACCCUCCCUCCCAGGCCCUCCCACCUCCUGGACAGCUCACUAAGAAUGCAGCUUCACAAUGAAUGUAAAAUGGAUGCUGUCCAGGAGGUGGGAGGGUCUGGGAGGGAGAACCGUUCGGCGAACCAUUCGGGACAUCACUGCUGUUAACUAAACUGAAGCUCAGAACAGAAUCUUUAAACUGUGUGCACCCGCGUUCAGAUCUUGGGAAAUUUCCAUAGUGGGUGCCUGAUACUUGUCACAUUGUGACUUCCCUGAAAGUGACACAUCCUCAUUCUCUUACACUAGAAAUUAUAUUGAAGCAAUUUCUCUUGUUAGUAGCGAAGCAGAAGUGAGUUAAACACUUAAUAUUACAGCACUGCCACAUUCAAGGUUAAGCAGGUUUUCUGCAGAGUAAAUGUGUGCAAGCAAAUGCAUUUUACAUUCCUUCCAGGAUGCCAUAUGCAUACAUACAUAUUUAUGUAUGAAACAGUUGUUUGCUUUGGCUGUACCUUAGCAACAUAGUCAUACAGCUUAAAUAAAGGAGAAUUUUGAAAAAAAAGGGAUCCAUUAGUUGUGCAAUAAUAUUGUGUAACAAUUCCGCUUUAAGGGUCGAAGUGCCAGACGAGUAAGUUGUGAAUUGCUUUCUAACUUGUUUCUUUUAAAUAUGAUGUUUAUUAUAACUGGUUGGUUAUAUAGUUGCUAGCUGGUUCUAACAACUUUUCUCACUCCCUGGCAGUAUAAACCACGUUUUCAGAUGCAUUGUUCUAGUGAUGUCAUACAUAUUCGCACAUGUUCCGAUUCAUGCGCUGCCUUAAUGAACCUAAUCCAAUACAUUGCCAGCUAUGGUGAUCUAAACCCACCGAACAGGACAGAAACGUCUUCUGGGGUGCACAAAAAAAGUAAAAAGGUGGGUCAAGUAUUAUAGCUGCUGGUAAUUCACAUAUGAAUGAAUGCAUUAUUAGGAGGAAAAUAGCUCGCUAUUCACAAUAAAGGUUAUCACGUUACACUACAAAACACUUUUUCAUAAACAAACGCUUUUGAGAACAGAUUAUAAACAAAGAAAAAAAGGGGCUCUCCCCAUUCACUGAGAUCAACCCUAUUUAACCAGUUCGGUAAUGUAGAACCUACACUUCCGCAUUAUCAUCAGUUCUGUCCAACAUGGUAUUUUCCGGCGGAUAAGACGACUGGGCGUAUAAGACGACCCCCAACUUUUCCAGUUAAAAUAUAGAGUUUGGGAUAUACUCGCCGUAUAAGACUUCCCCUCUUCCAAUGCACACCAAAUAAAAAUUAGCCAUGAUGUACAGUGAGCAGACAGAGCUACACAGCAAGACAUUAAAUAAUGAUAUUCUGAAAUAGCAUUUAAAGCCCAGGUAUGUGCCAGGCUGUUUGGGCAUAUAAUCCAUGCCUGCUGGUCUAGCACACAGGCGGCUAAUUGCGAUAUAUUCUUUUUCCUCCCCCCCCAAUCCUCCCUACGUUCUUCUCAUCUCCCCUUCCCUGUGCAGAGUGGGUGGCCGAGCUCCUCUUUGUCCUGUCAGUCCGGCCGGGUACCGCACGGUACAGGAGAUUCAGUUACCUAUUCCCGACUGGACUGAAAGGAAGUGAGCACUCAGUGUGCACUUCCUUUCAGUCCGGCAGGGAACAGGUAACUGAAUCUCCUGUACCGUGCGGUACCGGGCCGGACUGACAGGACGAAGAGGAGCUCGGCCACCCACUCUGCACAGGGAAGGGGAGGUGAGAAAAGAGGCAGUGCGGCAGCCAUCUGAGCGCUCUCCAUAGAGCGCUCAGGCGGCUGCAGCACUAGAAGGGCCGGCGAUGGGGGCGCAGGGCGCCCCCGGCAGCUAUUUAGACCCUAUACCCGGCGUAUAAGACGACCCCCGACUUUGGAGAAGAUUUUCCAGGGUUAAAAAGUCAUCUUAUACGCCUGAAAAUACUGUAAGCACAGAACCAAAUUCUACAAUUCAAGUCCCCUAAAAAGAGGACGCAUUCUGUGUGCAAGGGAAAGCCCUAUUUUUGUGUUGGUGAUUGAUGGAGUGUACUCAAAGUGGGUUGGCCAAGCCUGUCGAUGAUAUCCAGAUUGGAUGAAAGUGACCAUAAUAAUGCAGCAUUUUAAAUUGACCUGUAGAGAUUUUAUUUCAGAGUGUCCUUUUAAAUACAGCUUAACGGAGGUGAUAUUUUUUUCAAGACAGGUUAUACAAAUCCUUCUUGUAUCUUUCUUAAUUAGAAACCUUUUAGCUUUGUGAGGCUAUGAAAUAAUCUUUAUAACAAAUAUUUAAUCCAGAUAUAUCUGGGGUUACAACAGGGAUAGCCGAAAGGUUGGUUCCCCAACUGUUACAGAACUACAAUUCCCAUGAUGCUUUGACAGCUGCAGUGUUGGCAAAACAUAAUGGGUGUAGUGGCUUUGAUAAAGCUGGAGUACUUCUUCAAGACUGCCCCUUUUCUACAACUUGUACUUAAAAGGGAGUUUUACCUUUUCUAAUAGUUGAUUUCCAUUUCAGGCACUCCAAUAAGUGCUAUUGAUGUGUGUACUGGAGUGAAUAGGAAAAGAAAUAAAUAUAUGAAAACACUUUUGCCUCCAUAGUAUUUCUUGGUGCUGGCACAACCAUCUUUAUAUAAUGCAAUAGACAACUUCUUGCACAGUGCACUCAUGCUUAUUAAUGUGGGUUUGAUUUACAUAGUAUGCCAGAGUGUGCCUUGACAUUCUUGCAUAUGAUGAAAAUUUAUAUAUAUACAUAUAUAAUACAUUUUUAAUUAUUAAAUAACCAAUCCUUUUCAUAAUUUCAUGAGUUUUACAGUUGUGUAAAUGUGAAAUAAAUUACCCUUCUCCAUUAAUGACUAAAUUCAAUGAGUGUGUUUGAAUGUUAAAUACAUACAUUAUUAGCCUACAUGAAUGUUCUGUCCAUUGCAGACUGAUAAAAGUGAUGGGUCCAGUUCUCAAGGUUCUGUGCUGGCUGAUGCAGAGCAGCAGAUAUUAAGUGACUUAAUGAGUGAUGCUAUGGAAGAUACAGACUUGCAGCAGGCUGGCUCUCCAAUGAACCUUCAAAUGAAUGGUAAAAAACAGUCACUUAGAUAUAUUUUAAAAAGUUAGCAUUUUAUUAGCUUGUUCUGUAGGAUGGUACCACUAGUUCAUAGUUAGAAACUCUUCUAUACCUUUAUUAACCUAAUUCCCACAUUAAAGGCAUUUUACCACCAACAUAAUUGACCAAGCCUUUCAAAUGUCUAAAAACAAGGGUGAGAAAAUGAGUGAGAAUGUGUGUGUGCUUGCACACUGCAUGCCUACUUGGGUAUUGUAUAGAAAAUAGUUUCAGCUCGUACCACCAUUAAAUAAUAAUUUUUUAUUUUUACCAAGUCGUGUUAGGCAUGACCGGUGCAUUUUAAAUAUAGAAUGAUCUCCAUAACUUAUUUAUCCCAUAAAAUUGCAGAUGUUGCAUCUGUCUGUCUUACUCCGUUCUUUAUCACCUCCUAUCCUUUGGCCUUGCUCACAUUACAUUACUUGCUCCUUAUUCUUUGUUUAAUUGUCUUCAUCCAACCGCAUUAAUUUCGGACUACGGCCUAUUGACAUCUCUGCAAAAAAAACAAACACACACACACGAACACACACACUGUAGUGUUUGCUAUUUGUCCUCCAUUUCUAUUUUAGUUACGUGAUAGAAUCAUUAUUUAUAUAUAAAGAAUUAAGCAUUCAGACCUAAGAUAAUGCUCUACAGAACAAGACUUUAAUGAGCAGUUAUGUGGGAAAACUCAUGAAUACAAUCCAUGUAAAGGAGUUUGUUGAGGUUGUUGUACAUUUAAUUUCUGUCUGUAUUUUAAUUAGUCACAUUUGCUUUAUUAAGGAAUUUCUGGGAUUAAAUCCGAAUCUUUAGAGCAGCCGUGCUCAGAUCUCUUCCUGUUUCCUGAUGAAAGCAGCACCAUGUCUGAAGAAUCCAGUCCUGCAUUUUCUGCCGCAACUCCCCACCUUCUAAGUGAAGCGAUAAUGGAUGCUCAUUCAGAAAGUGAUGACUUCUGUAUUCUUUAUGCACCUAAAGCAGCUGUUUUGGUGAGAAUUUUAAACGGCCCUCUUGGCCCUCGGGGAGAACAUAUUUUUGAAACAAGAAGUAUGAACAUACCAUUGAGUAAAUGGAAGUAAAUGAAAGGUUUUGCUUUCUCAGUAUGAUGAGAGCACAUGCAGAGAUCUUUCUGAACUUUUGUGAUAUUAGGCUCAUCACUCUUGGAAAGGCAGAGCACAAUCACAAACCAUUGCCCUUCUAGAUCCAUAGUUCUGGGUCUGCCCUUCAAGGGAGAUGUAAGAAUUGACAUCUUAAGGUUUAUAUUAAGGAAGGGGUAACCCUUAGAACUAUUAUCUGCUGCUACAGGUGUAAUAUUUCAGCAUGGUUGGGGGAAGCUGUGCCUCCUUUCUUGCUACCACAUAGAAAAAUGUUCUCCCUCUCAAGCCACAAGGCCAGUGAGCAGAUGACAGGCAGACCUAGUUGACGUUCAACUUGAACUGGCAACAGUAUUAAGACCCUAGAGCAUCAUCUAACCUAAGUGAACUUUAAUUUUUUUUUUCCCAUGUAGGAACACACUGGCUUAUUACCAUAUUUUCUUAUAGUAGAACUUUCGAGGAGUAUGGAGAUCCCUGACCAACCCUACUCUUCUACACAUAUUUUUGUUUUUUGUUAGCUGUCUUUUGCAUAAGAAGUACUGCAGUAGUGCUUGAGAAGUACACUUUUUUUAAUGCGAAGUUCACACUACAUUAUAUUAAAGAGACAAAUUGGUGUCUUAGCUCUUCCAUGAGUAACUACAGUGCUUCAUUUGUUUACACUUUAUUAGGGUUUUUGGACCAUUUUAUGCAGCUUCCGCUUGAUUCACAUUUAAUAGUUUGAGAAGCUUAGCAAUAAAAAAAAAUUAAAAAUUAUUUUUUUAAAUCUAAAAUAGCCCAGAGUGACCUCUCACAAGCCAAAAAAGCUGCGGAAUGUGAUAAGAGAGAGACAUUGAGUCUUUUUGUAUUUAGUCUUCCGUGAAUAUUCCUGUCCUCUGUCCUCCCUGUAAAGAGGGUUCAAAAUUUGAGUUUCACGCUGGAAAGGAAAAAUAAUGCACAGACAUUGCAUGACGUUUUGGAGAGUUACUUUGAUAGUCAUUCAGAUCAGAUCCCUGGUGCGGAGAUUCGAGGGGAGAUAUUGUCAGCUAGUGAUGUGUUUACCCAAGUGUAUUGCUCCUUCAUUUGGAAUACCAUUUUGCAAAAUGCUUACAUUCCAAAGUUGCAGGAUACUGUUAUGGCCUUCAUGUUCUAGUAGCAAGUCUGGUCUCUGAUCAUCUCAAGAUAUUUUUGUGCAGUUGUUAAUAACUUGCUUAGAGACCAACAGGGGCUCAGGCAUGGACAUAUUAGAUAAUUCUAUGUGUUUUUAUCUACCUCUGUAAGAGUUAAUCCAGGAAGUACUUGUGGGAGUUGGUCAGGAUUUGUACUGUUUGAGUGUGUUAUAGCUCUUCAAAUAGGAUGCAGUGAAUAGUGUGAUUGCUAAGGACUAUCUCUUCAUGUGCUGUCACUAUACAGAGUUAUCGGUGAAUAAAGAUCUUUUUAUGUCUAAUGUUUUGCCUCUAAAAUUCCUGUCUCAAAAGGAUAACUAAAAUCAUCAUAACAUUUCUUCCGAGGGCCUGUCAAAUCCAAAUUGCAUAAUCAAACAUGUAUUUGAAGUUUUUCAUUUCUAAGUUAAUGUUGGAUCUAUUUUUAUAUAAUGUGUUUACUUGUCAGAAAAAAGAUGAAGAGCCAUCUGUGAGGAAGUUGGUUGAAGAUAUAAUAUUAAUAAAAGAGAACCACUUCAGCUUCCCUACACAAAAGAUGGACAACAGUAAAGCCCCAGUCAAUUUUCCAAUACCCGUCAUCCGUUAUGUGGUUAAGGAGAUCUCAUUGGUUUGGCAUCUUUACGGGGGCAAAGAUUUUGGCCAUGGUUUUACUCCUGCUUCGCCGGCCAAAAAUUACAUGUAAGUAAUCUCCGUAACAGUGUCCAUCCAUUCACACACUCACGUUCUACUUCUCGUUAUUGUGUAGGCAUGCUAAGGACUGUACAAAUUCAAACAAAUUUUAAAUGUUUUCUGGCAUAAAUGGUGAUACUGUCAUAUGUAUGGUAGGCAAUAUUUUGUAAAUAGAUAGAUUAAAUAGGAGACCAGACAGUGAACACAUUAAUUAACUUUUAAAAAGAGUGUCUGUACACAUGAAUUAACUUUAAAAAAAAUGUUGGGCAAAGGCCAUGGCAUUUUAUUUUCAUAAGAAGGGCAUAGCAAAACUCUUAAUAAAAAUGUAAUGUAAAACCUCACUUUAAAACAUCACUAAACACUACAAAACAACACUGUGAAUAUCGGAGAGACUAAAGAUAAAGGGAUUGAGUAGGCCGCAGGUCUGUCCCAAGCAAAAUCCUCCAAACAUGAUCGGAUCUGCAGCUAGAGUAACUACACUUGAGCUCGCAAGGUUAAAGGAUAGCAUCUGUGUUUUUUUUUAAAUCAGUAGAUGCAGACAAUUCUGAAAAGAGAGAAAAAAAGCUUAAAUACCAGUUUUUCACACAGCUUUCAGGAGAUGCAACGGAGUAGGGCAGUCAGGCCCCACCCCUAAAAACGUUACUUUUAACUCUUCUUUACAGACUCUACUAGACUAUAGCCAGUGAGUCAUUUAAUAAUCUGACCACCCUAAUACAUAUAAACAAACAUCAAUCCUGUAUAACUUACAAACCACAAUUUUGCACCUCUUAUAAUAGCCAACAAAAGAGCAACCAUAAUAAAAGAAAAGUAAUUAAAAAUGUUAUAGCAAUUACCCCACUUUCAUUGUGCCAGUGAUACAAUGGAUCAUAUUCCAUUUUGUAAAGUUUCAGUAUGGGGAGAAUAUUGACCUGAGUUGGGGCAUAUUAUAUUUUAUUACCAAUGUUUGUUUCCUUCCCAAGGAGUCCCCACAGUUCACCAUCAAGCACCCCCACACGGCGUGGAAGUUCCUUAGUACGCGGGGGCCGUGGAAGGAAUCAUGAUCUUUUGAUGGAAAUACAGCUUACCAAGGUAAAAUGUAACUUCUGCUGUUUUGUCUGGAGCUUUCUGCUUCCUUAGACACGUAUUUAAAAAUGAGCUUGUGUUGAUGGGUUUAUUUCUAUAGAUAGCAUCUCAUUGAGAAAUAAAUACAUAAUAUAUUAUACAUUUCAUUUCUUUACCAGAGGUUAACUCAAUAGUCAUCUUCUCAUCAUGACUGUUUACAUCAUUUUGGGUUUGUUAUACUAAUGUAACACUCACUACCACUUCCAUGUAAUUUUCAAUAUUCUGCAUCUUGUAGCCUUCGAAGUCCUGCUUAGAAAAACUUCCCCAAGAAGCUGGCACCACGCUAUGAUACUCUUGUCCUAUAUUCCUAUAGUGAAGUGUAGUAGAUGCUCAUCAGAGGAAUAAUCACAGCAGCUGCAGAGCAUGGAGAGCCUAACUACCUUUAGGAGAGUGAUUCUACUUUCUUCUGUCAUUCUGCUCCUGGAAUACUCAUCUGUGCCAUAGGGAGGGAUUGUUUAUUUUUUUUCCUUUCUUUCUGUUGAAGUAUUGAAAAAUCUAAACAUUUUUUUUAGCAAUUUUGCACACCAGAUAGAUUAAAGUUUCCGCAAUCUUUUAAAAUAUGGUUACGUGUUCUAUGACAGGUUCACUUUAAUGUUGAUCUGCAUCACAGCUGCUGUAUAUCCGUUUCACAGAACACUCUGAGAGACCCGCAUUGGUCUUAUAAAUCCUUGGAUCUUUCAGCUAUCGGCUAUCAGCUGCAGAAAAAAAUAAUCACUUGGCUUUAUUUUUUACCUGACACUAUUAGCAGGUAGUUUUUCAUCUUAAUGUAGUCAUGGCCCACAAGAGCCAUAACAUGUGGGAUGAUAAGAACUUUCUGUCUCCAGUCCAGAGGAUCCUUAUCCCAUAUGUUGGCUCCUGCAAACCGUGACAAAACAGAUAAAAAGGAAUUUAGAAAAAAAAUUAGAGCAUUUUCUUAAAUUUUUGUAACUUAAGUAUAAUAGAGUCCCCCUCUCUAUUUUUAUUCUUUUAAUCAAGGUAAAUGAGAGUGAAUUUGAUAUGCAUUUGUAAUGCGAUGUAAGCCAGAUUCCAGAUUCAUACUUCAUGUAAGCCAGAUUCAUACUUUGCAAGAAUAAAUUUUUGUAAGUGCAACAUUUGAGCUUAAAGACCUAUAUGUUUAAUUGAUUCUCGUAGAGCGAUUUCAUCACACUUUCACUUUUUCUCGGCCUCUAUUUAUGGCUGAUUCACUAAGGAUAAUAUUCUCAGUAGAGAUAUAUCUGUACAGAUGCUUAAUGAGCAGACUUGGUGAGUCUCUUUAAUAAUUCAAGUGCAAAUAACAAUGUAAAUACUAGCCUAUAACCUACAGAUCUAUAUUCCCAGACACCGUGAGUAGAAAAUAUUGUGUGAAUAAUGACUCUGGGGAAAAAAAACAUUCUAUGGAUAAUUAUAAUUAUGCUAGUGAUGUUACCAAAGCCUGUGUCAUCUGCUACUGAUUAUGUAUCUUGCCAUUAUCCCCAAAUCCACUCCUUACUUUUAAGUCACACAAAGAAUUAACUUGUAUCUGCCCUGUGACCAUUAUAAUAAAUGACACAUACUUGAAUGAGUAAUUGUGCUCAUUAGUACAGUGUGAAGAAGAACAUGAUGGUAUUUUCACAGAUGAUCAAUGCUCAAAUUGUUUGUGAUCUCCGCUCACAGGUAAAGUUCCAGCAUGAAGUUUAUCCCCCAGGAGGAGCCUCUCACGAAUCUCAUGUGGCAGAACAACUAGUAUCACGGCAAGUGUUCAUAGUGCAGGAUCUGGAGAUCCGUGAUCGCCUGGCUUCCUCUCAAAUGAAUAAAUUCUUGCAUCUUUACAGUAGCAAGGAAAUGCCCCGAAAAGCUCACUCAAACAUGGUAAGUAUGUUUGUCUAUGUGCAAUGCUUAAAAAGCACCAGUAUGUUAAGGGCUACCUUAACCCCUUAAGGACCAAACUUCUGGAAUAAAAGGGAAUCAUGACAUGUCACACAUGUCAUGUGUCCUUAAGGGGUUAAAGGAACACUAUUGUGCCAGGAAAACAUACUAAUUUUCCUGGCACUAUAGUGCCCUGAGGGUGCCCCCACCCUCAGGGUCCCCCUCCCGCCUGGGCUCUGGAGAGAGGAAGGGGUUAAAAUCUUACCUUUCUCCAGCGCCAGGCGGGGAGCUCCUCCUCUCCUCCUUCCUAGCGACGUCAUGGGCUGAAUGCGCAUGCGCGGCAGGAGCCGCGCGCGCAUUCAGCCAGUUCAUAGGAAAGCAUUUAUAAUGCUUUCCUAUGGACGCUGGAGUCUUCUCACUGUGAUUUUCACAGUAAGAAGCACGCAAGCGCCUCUAGCGGCUGUCAAUGAGACAGCCACUAUAGGCUCUAGAGGCUGGAUUAACCCUCAGUGUAAACAUAGCAGUUUCUCUGAAACUGCUAUGUUUAUAAAAAAAAAGGGUUAACCCUAGCUGGACCAGGUACCCAGACCACUUCAUUAAGCUGAAGUAGUCUGCGUGCCUAUAGUGGUCCUUUAAUUAGUGGUUAUCCAAAGAUAAUCACUAAUCAUUAGUAUUGGGAAUAAAAAGGGUUGAUCUUAACUAGGUGGGCCAUGGCUCACGAAACGUGUAGAUAGGACACAGCUUUAGAGGUAAGAUUCCUGGAAGGACAGCUGGAGAUAUGAGACAUUUUUCAUUGAUAUUUGUGUGCCGAUUAGAGCACUUUGCUUGUGAGUACCUUAUUUUAAAUAAUUCUAAGUCCGUUUUCAUAAGUGGACCUAAAAUGUUCACGUUUUGCACUUAACUUUCAGAAAAUAUUGGAAUUUAAGAAGUGUCACUGAGAGGACUCUGUGUGUAGCAGCAUUUUGGGAUAUGCCAUUAAUAGUUUUAGGUCACAGAAACAAAAGUUGCAAGUGAAGCUUUGUAUAUACCGUACUUUGACAAGUAUAAGAAGCCAACCCCCCCCCUUUUUUUUUUAGCCCAAAAUAAGAAAUAAAUAUUUUAAACAUCAAAUAGAACAACAUUGAUAUUUUAGAGGUGACUUCUGAGGAGAACAACACACUUCUGAUUCUCAUGCCUCUCUGUGCUAUGGUACUCUGUGAAGUUAAUGGCUCCAUAGAGCAUGCUGGGAGACUACAGCUCCAACAAUACAGCAGGUGGUGUGAGGGCAUGCCUGGACAUCACAGCAGUAUUCCCUCUGUUCCCUGAUCCCCAUUUCAUCCCCUAUAAAUAUAAAUCAAAAAGCAUGACCUACCUGAGGUGAAGCAAACCUUAAUAUGGCUGCUCAUUUCAUGGUGUGACAUGUCUUUGGAGCUCCGUUGGUGGUAAGUGUUGGCGUCUGCUGCAGCUCCCACGCAUAUAGGGACCUCCUUGCCACAGCAUUCAGAAGCGGAUUGGCGGGAGGGAGAACAGGUAUGUGUGUGGGCUGUGGCACCGCUCACAAGUGAUUUGUUUUGUUUUUUGUUUUUUUUUAACCCCUGCAGUGACAUUCCGUGUAUAAGACGACCCCCAGUUUUAGACUAAAUUAAAAAAAAUAAAAAAAAAUAAAAAAAAACAGUCUUAUACACCGAAAAAUACGGUAUGUGUUUUAGGGAUUUGGAAUUUAAGUGGAUUAUUCACUACAUGUUUAAACAUUAGGAAAGAUACAAUCUUUUCAUUAAUUUAUACAACUCAUGUUAACAUUUGAGGAGUGUUCCUAUUUAGAAGUUAAAAGGUAGUGGAGAUCAUUGGUGCAGUGGAUAGAAGAAAUCUCUUUAAUUAUUCAUUCCAGUUAGAGUUCUUUAGCUUUAGUUUUCAGGCAGUUUCACAUAAAUCGUAGGGUUUUCUACAUGUUUGGUAGCAGGUAGAAGACAUUCCAGCUAUCGAUUCGUAAGAAUUACCUAGAAAUAUCAAAGUGAAACCUAAGAGUUUACAGAGAGAAAAUAAGCAAGAAAGUCGCCCUUGCACGAUGUGUAGGAGAGUGAUGCCUUCAAGCAAAAAUAACCAAGUACCACAUUUCUAGAAUUGUAUUUGAUAUAUUGUACUGGAUCCAGAUCAGCAAUGUCAAGAGCAGAGAAGCAGCUUUUAUACUAUCAGUCUGGGACUUAAUUAACUCUAAAUGGUAUCGCACAUAAUUAGGGCGAAGGACAAUGUGGUGUCACAGGUCUCUCCAAAUUGUGCUACUUUAAUUUAAAGAAUAGAGAAUACAGGCAUUGGAAAAAAGGAAUUUUUUUUAUUUUUUAUUUUACUUUGAAUUUCUUCCAAAACAAAAAAGUGCACGUGUUUUGACUUUUUUUUAAUUAUACCAUGUUAUAUAUAGAUUUAUUUUUUUUCUUCAAUCAAAGCUUAAAUGCUUUCAAGGAUGGCAUAAACCAUCCUUUGAUCCCAUAUAUAAAACUAGUACAGAGAUAAUAGCAUUUCCUCCUACAAGCAAAGUUUAAUGUACACGUAACAUUGUCUCCAAUCAGUUCUAUUAGUUUUAGAGCUAGAAACUUGAAGCGCUCUAGGUCCCCAGAUAUAUUUCUCCCGGAAGUAAGAACAGUACACAAGCAAUUUUGUAUCUACAUAGAGGGAACUGCUGAAGUAUCACAUUUAUUUAUAAGAAAGUGGUGCAUGAUCUGCAUGGAUUGUGGAUUUGCUUUUCGUACUUUGUAAUCUUUAACCUACAACCUUUUUUCAAGUUUCAGCACUUCAGACAUCCUUAAAUAAAAUUGUCCACAUUACACACAAAAACAAAGCUUUCUGCGCACUUCUUGUGUAGUGGAAACCACAGCUUCUGCUACUCCACAAAUGGUUUUUCUGAAGUCAUUAUCUGUUUUAAUUUUAAUCUGUUUGUUUUGUCACCCAUAUCUUGCAAUCGUGCAAGUUUCAGUUCCUUUUCCAUGUUUUAUGACAUUAUGGAUAAGGAGAAAUCAUUAUCAAAAGUGUGACUUUCACUAGAAACUGCAAGUGGUAUUAAUUUACUAACCUCACUGGAGACUCCACCAACCUCAUCCAUAUACUUGUUCGUUCCCCCACUACCCCGAGUCUGCCCCUCCAUCUUCCCUAGUGGAUUGAUGUUUUUGGUCUGUUUGCAGUACUCUAUUAUUAUUAUUACUAUUUUCUUUACCACUUUAACUGGUAACUUACUGGACAUUGAUUGUACACUGUGUUUAUUGUUUGCAUUUGACAGAAUAGAUACUUGGUUACAUGUGCAUAAAGCUCAAUAAAAUGAUUUGAAGAAUUAAAAAAGAUCGAAAAUUCUAGAAAGCUCAGGAUUGGCAAUCUUAAAAAAAAAAAAAAAACUUGGAAAAUCACAGUGCUGGAUGAGCAAAGAAAGUGUACAUUUGUUUAAAAUAAAUUAUCUGUGUCAAAUAAAGUACCAGAAUGAGAAGUUUUGAAUAGCCAAUACCACACUGGGGUUAUCACUUGAGGCAAACCACAUGUUAGUUCACAGAACAGUGUGGCUAAAAAUGUACAUUAAAAGCUAUAGUGUUUAAAAACAAAGUUCCUGUUGACAGAUUAGUAAAAGAUUAGCCUGUACCUAAGUGGUAGAUUGGUUUAUUCACCAAACCCAAGACUUUUGAAGAAUUAAGAAGGCUAUUAAAAAUUUUUUAGGCCCUAAUAGCAGCGUUGAAAGUACAACUUUUACUGUGAGCUGUCAACCCGCAAUUCCUUUUAAAAUUCUUCACGAUUCUCUGUUUAGCAAACAACCCUGUUUCUGAAAAAAAACCUCAUAGAUGCCAUGGGUUGGACAUAUUUGACUGCCAUCAAUUUUUCUAUGUCUACUGUGAGCUGUCAACCCGCAAUUCCUUUUCAAAUUCUUCACGAUUCUCUGUUUAGCAAACAACCCUGUUUCUGAAAAAAAACCUCAUAGAUGCUAUGGUGUGGACAUAUUUGACUGCCAUCAGAACUGGCUCACUAAUCCUUAUUGAGGACCUGACUGCAGAAGCUAGAGGAAUUCUCACAAGUUCAGAAACAUAAUUUAGACAGACCCAAGAAAUACCUGUUGAGUACUAAGGCCUCAAUGUAAUGUCAGCCAAUAGGUGCCAUCAACAGUUUUUCUGCUCCUUAUUAGCCAUUUAGCGGUUCAAAUUGUUUGAAUCCCCGCCAUUAAAGGCUUAUCGUAAUCUGAAAAAAAUUGUUCAGAAUAACAAAACUGAAAGCACUAUAAUGCUGCACUAGAGGGCGCCAGUUCUGAUGGUAGUCAUAUAUAAUGUUAAGAAUACAGAUAUUGAAAACAAUUCUCACCUCCAUGAUACCCAUUGGAAAUGGAUGAGACAGCUGCUAUCCUAAUCACCUCACCCAAAAAUGGCUGCUGUAUCAAUUAGGGUUGUCCACAGAUGCAUUGUUUGAGGCUUUAUAAUGCUUAGUCUAGUCUGAGGAGGUUAUAAAACUAGGAAUAUCAAAAUAGAUUGCACUGCGUAUACAUAAAAUGUCAUAGUUAUCUUUUAUACUUAACUUUUCAAUGACUAUAUGCAAAUCCCAGGCUAAACUAGCCAGGAUGUGAUUGUAUAGCCAAGUUAAAAAGAAAAUUCCAUACUGGCUAUUUUGCCUUCCAUUUUGCAAAAUUAACAAUACUGAUAAUAUAAGUACUUUUCUAAUAUGUGUGUGUGUGUGUGUGUGAUUAUUUUUCUUUCUUUUGUUAUAACUAGUGUUUAAUAAGGUUAUUUAUAUUUUCUAGCUCACUAUCAAAGCCUUACAUGUGCGUCCAGAAUCUUCACAUUCGCCACAAGAAUGUUGUCUGAGAGUAACGCUGAUGCCACUGCGCCUCAAUAUUGACCAGGUUUGUAAAAAUCAUGCAUUUGUGUGCAUACACAGAAUUCUGAUAAAAUAAUGGAAACACUGAAAAAGGAGUUUAAAGAAAAACUGUUACUUGGCUGAUUUUAACAUAAUGAAAUAGCUAACUACUGUCUUUAAAUUUUUUUAUUUUUUUUACUUAAAUUUUUUGCCAGAGGAGGUCAGACAAAGUAUGCAAAUUAACUCUUGCAGUGCUGUAUUCACAACGCAUGUGUGAACACUGCAUUGCUGGAGAAAAUUCCGAGCUUGUGUAUGGAACUUCAUCAUUAGAUGUCCAUGCUCGAGGCAUCAUGGCUGCAACAUGGAAGUACAUCGGAUAAAAGUUUUUUUUCACUUUCCUCCGCUCAGGGCCGUCUUUAAUAUUGAUUGGGCCCUGGUAAAGCAUUUGCUUGGGUCCCCUGGACCCACUCCGUGGAAUGCAAUCACGCCUUCAACUCCAAAACUGUGGUGGAACUAAAGUAGAAAGACCCUGGUGCAAGAAUUUCAUUGGUCCCCCAAUUGCAAGGUUGGAAAGAAGGUAGAACCCUAUCUGUCGUACAACUCCAACAAUGCUUUGACAGCUGGGGCUCUACCAAUAGCCCAUGCUUGCAGGCUUGUAUUUAGCACUGUGUUUGUGUGUUUGAAUGUAAGGAUGUUUUUGUAUGGAGUAUAUUUGUGUGAAUGUGUUUGUGUGUGGUGUUAGAGUUUGAAUGUAGGUGUGCAUUUAUGUGUAGUGCUGGUUUUUGAAUGUAGGGGUGUGUUUAUAUAUAAUUUUUGUGUUUAACACGGAGGUGUGUUUGUAUGAAGUGUUGACUUUCAAUGCAGGAGUGUGUUUGUAUGUAAUGUUGAAGUUUGAAUGUAGGGGUGUAUUUAAAUUUAAUGUUGGUGCUCAGAUGCUCAGGCACACAGGUACACACGCUGAUACACAUGCAGAUACGCACACAGACACAUACAGAUACACAGACAGAUACACUGAGACAUACUGACACACACAAAUACAUACAAUGAUAGACAUACUGAGACACACACUGACAUACUGUAACACAGGCAUAUACAAUGACAAACAUACUGACACACAGAUACAUAUACAGACUGACAUACUGACACACACACUGGCACAAACACUGAUAUACAUACUGACACACACACACAGGCACGUGUACAGACAUACUGACACACAGUAUGUAUAUCAGUGUAUGUGCCUGUGUGUGUGUCAGUAUGUUUGUAUAUGUGCAUGUGUGUGUCAGUAUGUCUAUCAGUGUAUGUGCCUGUGUGUGUUUGUGUCAGCGUAUGUAUCUGUGUGUCAGUAUGUUUGUCAUUGUAUGUGCCUCUGUGUUUGUCUGUAUAUGUGCAUGUGUGUAUGUGUCAGUAUGUAUAUCAGCGUAUGUGCCUGAAACAAACACACACACACACACACAUAUACAAACACACAGACACACUGAUAGACAUACUGACACACAGGCACAUACACUGGCAGGCAUACUUACACACACAGACACAUACACUGAUAGACAUACUGACACACACACAGACACUAAUAGACAUACUGACACACACACAGACACAUACACUGAUAGACAUAUUGACACACACACAUUGAGAAAUCUCAAUGUCUCUUUCCUGGUAAAAUAUUUUAUUUUACUGGUUAGUAUAGUGGUGAGUAUCCCCGCCUGUCACGCGGGAGACCGGGGUUCGAUUCCCUGACGGGGAGUGCUACUUUUUGGAGGAAAGACGAGACAGGGCGAUAUGAUAGAAACAUUUAAAUACAUAAAGGGAAUCAACACAGUCAAGGAGGAGACUAUAUUUAAAAGAAGAAAAACUACCACAACAAGAGGACAUAGUCUUAAAUUAGAGGGACAAAGGUUUAAAAAUAAUAUCCGGAAGUGUUACUUUACUGAGAGUGGAUGCAUGGAAUAGCCUUCCAGCUGAAGUGGUAGAGGUUAACACAGUAAAGGAGUUUAAGCAUGCAUGGGAUAGGCAUAAGGUUAUCCUAACUCUAAGAUAAGGCUAGGGACUAAUGAAAGUAUUUAGAAAAUUGGAGAGACUAGAUGGGCCGAAUGGUUCUUAUCUGACGUCACAUUCUAUGUUUCUAUAAAUAAAUAUACUGUCAGACAUACUGACACACACUCUCACACACACACACUCCCCGCGUUAAAGACGGCCCUGCCUCCGCUUCAUUUUUCAACCCAGUAAACGCUGAAAUAGUGUUCUGGGGUAAAUGAGCAAGAAAUGUCAAUUUCUACUCUUUACAUUUGACUAAAUUACAAUUACAAAUACAGAAACAGACAUGAGUAAUAUAAGGCUGAUUGUCAGUUCGUAAUAUGCGUCAAGUACUAUAAAAGCCAUCAGACAAGCCGCACUUUUACAUAGGACUUUUACAGUAACAUGAGGCAACUAACACUGGCUUCGAUUGCAUUCUAACUUUUUAUUGGUUCAAAACGAUUACCACUGCUAAAGACAGGAGUUGAUAAAUAUCAGUAUGAAUAAUAUUGAAUUUAGAAAUAUAUUAAAAACCGAUUCAUAUACUUGUAAUUUAAAAUAUCAGGUUUGGCAUUAAUUCUUUUAAUAUGGAACAUAAUCCUUAAUAAAUAUCUUUUAAAAUCUUAACUGUUUGAAAGAUGUCGAUUUAUUAUUAUUAUUUUUUUUUUUUACUAUUUUGCCAAAAUGACCACAAGAGGGGGAAUGUCUGCUAAAAAGUAGUGACUGGGAAGCUAUUAUAGCCCAGUUGAUAACAACAUACUCAGUUUGGGUCGGUGGUUCAGAUUACAGAAUGGGGGUGGACAGAUUAACAAUAUGAGUGGAAGGUGAUUUUGUGUCUCGACCAGUGGUGACGGGUGGGUGCUGACCAAUUGUUCCCCCAAGCACCCAACCAUAGGCGGCAGGUGGAAGCUCUAAUUUCAAUAACCCAGGGUGGGGGAGGGGUGGGGGGUGUAGGAACUAGUAUUUAAUAUUUAUACUUUUUAAUAUACCAAUUUAUUAUGUUGUGUAAUAUAUACUUUAAAUAUGUUUUACUGUACAGGGAGUGCAGAAUUAUUAGGCAAAUGAGUAUUUUGACCACAUCAUCCUCUUUAUGCAUGUUGUCUUACUCCAAGCUGUAUAGGCUCGAAAGCCUACUACCAAUUAAGCAUAUUAGGUGAUGUACAUCUCUGUAAUGAGAAGGGGUGUGGUCUAAUGACAUCAACACCCUAUAUCAUGUGUGCAUAAUUAUUAGGCAACUUCCUUUCCUUUGGCAAAAUGGGUCAAAGAAGGACUUGACAGGCUCAGAAAAGUCAAAAAUAGUGAGAUAUCUUGCAGAGGGAUGCAGCACUCUUAAAUUGCAAAGCUUCUGAAGCGUGAUCAUCGAACAAUCAAGCGUUUCAUUCAAAAUAGUCAACAGGGUCGCAAGAAGCAUGUGGAAAAACCAAGGCGCAAAAUAACUGCCCAUGAACUGAGAAAAGUCAAGCGUGCAGCUGCCACGAUGCCACUUGCCACCAGUUUGGCCAUAUUUCAGAGCUGCAACAUCACUGGAUUGCCCAAAAGCACAAGGUGUGCAAUACUCAGAGACAUGGCCAAGGUAAGAAAGGCUGAAAGACGACCACCACUGAACAAGACACACAAGCUGAAACGUCAAGACUGGGCCAAGAAAUAUCUCAAGACUGAUUUUUCUAAGGUUUAUGGACUGAUGAAAUGAGAGUGAGUCUUGAUGGGCCAGAUGGAUGGGCCCGUGGCUGGAUUGGUAAAGGGCAGAGAGCUCCAGUCCGACUCAGACGCCAGCAAGGUGGAGGUGGAGUACUGGUUUGGGCUGGUAUCAUCAAAGAUGAGCUUGUGGGGCCUUUUCGGGUUGAGGAUGGAGUCAAGCGCAACUCCCAGUCCUACUGCCAGUUCCUGGAAGACACCUUCUUCAAGCAGUGGUACAGGAAGAGGUCUGCAUCCUUCAAGAAAAACAUGAUUUUCAUGCAGGACAAUGCUCCAUCACACGCGUCCAAGUACUCCACAGCGUGGCUGGCAAGAAAGGGUAUAAAAGAAGAAAAUCUAAUGACAUGGCCUCCUUGUUCACUUGAUCUGAACCCCAUUGAGAACCUGUGGUCCAUCAUCAAAUGUGAGAUUUACAAGGAGGGAAAACAGUAGACCUCUCUGAACAGUGUCUGGGAGGCUGUGGUUGCUGCUGCACGCAAUGUUGAUGGUGAACAGAUCAAAACACUGACAGAAUCCAUGGAUGGCAGGCUUUUGAGUGUCCUUACAAAGAAAGGUGGCUAUAUUGGUCACUGAUUUGUUUUGUUUUGUUUUUGAAUGUCAGAAAUGUAUAUUUGUGAAUGUUGAGAUGUUAUAUUGGUUUCACUGGUAAUAAUAAAUAAUUGAAAUGGGUAUAUAUUUGUUUUUUGUUAAGUUGACUAAUAAUUAUGCACAGUAAUAGUCACCUGCACACACAGAUAUCCCCUAACAUAGCUAAAACUAAAAACAAACUAAAAACUACUUCCAAAAAUAUUCAGCUUUGAUAUUAAUGAGUUUUUUUGGGUUCAUUGAGAACAUGGUUGUUGUUCAAUAAUAAAAUUAAUCCUCAAAAAUACAACUUGCCUAAUAAUUCUGCACUCCCUGUAUAGAUUGUAUGUUUUAUUGUAACUUUGUUCAAAAAACAUUUAUCGUAAAAUAAAAUAAAAAAUUAACAAAUGAUAGGUGCAUACUACACAGAUAGUCCACCUAACAUCUGACUAUAUAUAUUUUUAUGGCUUCAAAAAUAUUGCAGAAAAGAUUAAUAAAUAAAAAUGUGUUUCUAAGUGCGUUGCAGAUGCUCCAAUCAGAAGCAUGUCAUUCUGGUUUAUAGGAACUGAUUUUAUUCCAUUAUACUUUGUCCUGCAGAGUUUUAUGGAAAAAAAUGUUAAUACACACAGAGCAGUUCCAAUCAUCACAUCGGAUGGUUGCAACUACCUGCACUACAUACUAUACUAUACUAUACUAUACUAUACUAUACUAUGUGUACUAUACUCUAUAGUAUAUUACAUGCACAAAUAGUGACAAAAUUGGCAUUUGCAGUGCGUAACUCUAUUCACUAUAUUCUAAGUAUUAGAUUGCCUGAUUGACAACUCAUGUGAGCAAUCUUUUUUUUCAUUUUUUUUACAAGCCUGUGGGAUCAGGGUGCUCUCAACACUUUCUAGUAACGCAAAAUGAUUAUGUUGUUUAUACUGAUCCUUUAAUAUUUUGGUGGUAGCAUCCCUUUCUUUGCUUACCUCUGUUGACAUAGAGAUACAAAUAAUGCGUAUUAUUGAGUGAACUGUAUAUGCCUAAUGUGCCUAGUAUAAAAAUAGACUAUCUUUUGAUGUGGACUUUUAUCUGCUCUCAUUUCCGCUGCAACAAAAUAUGAAUUGUAUGAAUGCCAAAUUUUUUUUUUUUUUUUUACAUAUGUCAUAGUAAUAUCAUAAGAUACAUUUUAUGUUUUGUCUAUUCCGCAGGAUGCCUUGUUUUUCCUGAAGGAUUUCUUUACAAGCCUUUCUGCAGAAGUUGAGAUGUUGGUUACGCCAGACCCUGAAGGUAACUUCUCCUUAAACAAGAUUUUCAGUUGCCGGACUCUGAUAAGACUCACUGAUAAAAAGAGCAAUCAUAGAGGUUUAUUAAAUAAUCAUCAAAUUAAUGAAUUGACUCUCCGAACUUCUAAAUUCAGGGAAAAUCUGCCAAGUUGGAAAAAUUUAUCAGUGUGAUUGUCAGUUCAUCUAAAUUUACUAUGUAGAAAAUAAAUCUGUUAUUCUUACUAUUUUCAUCAAAUUCUAAAUAAGUAACUUCUUUAUACAAAAAAAAGUGGUUCUGACAUAAAUUAAUAAAAUAUAUGAAUUGAUGUCAGCUGCAAAAAUAUUAAUUGCCUCAUGAUACUUUUCAUAGAACUCCCGCACAACUCUACAAAAUAACGCUAACUAAUGCUUUCCCUUGAGUAGCCCGACACGGCAUCAGCUGCCACUCGGUCCUUACAAUAGAGGACACGCAGUGGGGGGAAAGGUGCUCAUAUUAAGGCUCCCUUACCUCAUUUACUCAUGCGACCUGUUGCGGAUCGGGGUAGAGAGGCGGCCGCUCUCCAGAUCCAGCGGUGCCUUGGUGCUGAUAACGAUACAGGUUAUUGUGCUCCAACACCUAAAUUUAAAGGAACACUCUAAGCACCAAAGCCACUUUAACAGUUAUGAUGCCAGGAACUCUUACUAGAUUUAGCAGAAUUACAAAAUGACAAGCAAAUGAGAGAUCUGCUUUUUAUCAAGGUUGUGUCCCUGUUGAAAUCAAAUUCAAUGCUUGUUGAACAAAAUCCCAUUUUGUUGUCAUCUAUCACAAUGACAAAUGACAACUUAUAAUUCUAGUGUUUAUCAUGCCAAUUCAGUGACUGAAGUGACUUUCAUUUAUCUUUAUACAUUACCCAUGGUGUCUUUGCCCAGAUUCUAAAAGACUAUGUCAAUCAAAUGGCUGAAUAAAGUUAAUUUGCCAUUAAGGUCAAAAUGUUGCCAGGUCCAUUUAUUGAUGAUGGAAUAAAAACAUCUUCAAAUCUUUUUGGAGUUGCUGCCCCAUUUAAUUGGUCUUUGGAUUGUUCCUUGAAUUGUACUAUUUUGUGUAUUCUUUUAACAAUGUAUUUAGAGUUUGCAGUCAUAACUUUGUCUUUACCUUUCUCUGUGGUGUCAGUUGUUAGAUGUCAUGUUUGUAGCAUGAAAGUGUCUAGUAGUCACGUACCUUCGAAACAUAUAUUUUAUCCGUUAGCAACUUGUUGGCAAUAAUUACCAUCAACCAUGGAAAUUAGGCCUUGUUUUGAGAUAUGUCUCCUUAAUACCAUGUCAUUAUAUUUGCAGUAAAAAGAUCCCCAGGCUCCGAUGUGACUUGCAGCUUGCCAAAACAUCUUAGUUCUCAAGAACCCAAUCCAGUUAUUUCAUUUCUGGGUCAACCUCAGUGGGAUAACCAUGACCAGAUCAGUUUUCCAAACAAGGCGCAUGGUGAUGAGGCAGAAAUUCAGGAAGAGGUCGCGUCAUUUAGUGAUGAGCCAAUAUUUUUCCGGUAAGGAUCACAAUGCCAUUUUAAUUGAGUUUACUUAUCUGCUAUUUUUUAUGAGUGUAUAUUCACGUUAAGUGUACUGUCUCCUCGUUAUACUCUGUAACAAACAUUUCUGCAUUCAGAUGUUAGAAAUCAGUUGUACAAAGGACUGUCAUUCUUGGGCAAUGAUCAGGAGAACAGAAAAAUCCUAAUAAGAUCAGCAUUCCAAGUUGAGACACAGGGAGAUGCUUUUUGAGAUGAGAAGGACCUAAAUCUCAGAACUAAUGUACUGUCAUGGGCAAGGCACACCAUACAGAAAUUUCUUUGUGAUCAUUGUUGCCACUCAAGGAAGUUAAUAUGUUUAAUCCACUGCUAUAUUGACUUACUUUACUUAAUUCAUUCAAUAAGUUUAAUAAAAAAAGGACCUAUAUUCUGAAAUCUUUGAUUAUAUGUUCACAGACAUGUCUUCAGUAUGUAUAUCCUGUGUCUGUGGACCCCCCUUUUUUUUUUUUUUGUGCAUUUAAUAAAGUGCACAAAUGAUGCAGAUCCUGGAGGCAUAAUCUGCCAGGGCUGGAGACUACAAUAUCUUUUGUUCCUUUGAGCAUAUUUCCCCUUUUUCCAUUCAGAAUCACUAUACAUACAUGUCAUUAUGCAAAUACAACACAAACAUCAAGAGACAAAGUUGCUAAGAAGGCAUGUCCAUCCUCGCGAAAUUAGAAUAAUUUUUUCCUUGAUCAUCUAAUUAAUAGUUUCUUAUGUACCUGUAUAUUAUGUAGGAAUAUUACACAAAAAUCUGCAAUGCAGUUUUCCUGAAAAGAAUGUUUAACAUCUUAAGAACCUAAUUAUAUUCCUUGCUGUCCUCGCAAUCUGGUCCUUAAAUGCCAGAACGAGGUGUCCUGCUUAUUUUGUAUUUGUAGAUCUCUUUACUAACUGUCACAGUUAAAUGAGUGCAACAUUCGAAUAUAGGAUCUUUAAAGGCCUCUUAGAUAUGAAGGAAUUAUUACAACAUUGAUCCGUAAAAAGUUAACACAUCACAACAUGAAAAAAAAAGUACAAUGUUGUAGAUUUAGAUUUGAUCGUUCCUGUGCCUGGUAGUAUUGGCUAUUUUUUUUUCUAUACUGUAAGAUUUGUGAGUAUAUGUUUGCUGGGUUAUCCAGAUGCAUUUUAACAUAUUAUUUAUCUUUCUUAUUAGUGAAUUUCGGUUUACCGCUGAAGUCCCAAUAAGGCUGGAUUAUCAUGGAAAACAUGUAUCGAUGGACCAGGUGGGUACUCAUUAACCUAUAAUAUAUAAUAAAAGUCUAUUCACCCCACCCUUAUAUGCUCAGCAUAGUAAUGGGAGUCUAUUGAACUUUUCCUGACCAUUAAACACUUACAGGGUUAUUCACUUCUAAUUUUUGAAAGUUAAAUCCAAAUGGCAAAAUUGAGGUAAAAAUAGCCAAGUUGUGAGCUGAGUUCAUCUACUUUUGAUUCACUUUUUCCAUUUGGAUUUAAUUUGUGAAAAAUCUGAGUUUAAUGAAUAACCCUGCUAGCAUUCAUAAUGGGACUCUAAUCUACCCCUCUCCAAAAUAUACAAUAUUUUACAAGAAAAACGCUGUGUUUGAAUUGGCAUAUCAUUGCCUGAAAUUUAAAAAAAAAGAAAGUUAUGAGGAAAAAAUAGCAUUCAGUUAUAGCUCGAUUGCUGAUUAUUUAUGUUAAAAAUAAAAAUUUUAAAUAAAUCACUAUUCUCAGGAAAUUCAUUUUCCUCCCUAAUUGCACUUUGGUUAAUUUUCUUUACACUGAAGUGAAGUCCUACUAAAAGCCUCAAAGAAGCAUAAAGUACUGAGAAAUGUAUUGAACAGAAGUAUACGACUAAAAUAUAACUACAGUACUUACUUUAUCCCCCUCUCCUGUUUUGUAACCUGUACAGUUCAAAGGACACCUGUUAUUGCUAUAUAAAUAAAGUAUACUUACUUACUCUACCUCUCUUUAUAUAUACAGUGAAUAUCUACUGUUAUCUAAUCUACGACAUGAAUAUUGUGACGUUUACAUCCAGUAUUAUUUUUUUUUUUUUUGUUAAGUACAAAUUCUCACACCCCCCAAUAUUUUGUAUUUUAUUUUUAAGGGAACAUUUACUGGAAUUCUCAUUGGUCUUGCUCAACUGAACAGCUCCGAGCUAAAACUGAAGAGGCUCUGCUAUCGGCAUGGGUAACUGAGUUGCUUCAUUCUCAUGACUAACUUUAAUCUAUAAAAUGCAGAUGUAGUCUGUAAACAAGGUCACAUUCUGUUGCAGUCACAGUCAGGCAAAGAUCAAAUAUUUUUAGCGUUUUUCUUCUUGAAGCACCUUGUCAAUCUUUAAUAUUCUAGUUUUUUUCAGUAUCCCUAUUAGUAACAAAUUUGGGACUGCCUAAAUGUUGAACUGUUAGUGUGUCUUAAGAAAUUGGUUUAGAACCAUUGCUCUAGUGCCUAGUCACCACCAAUGGUUCUUUAGAGAUGGGUGGAUAUAGGUAUCAUACAAAUGGGAUAGGUUUUAUACAAGUAUUAAUGUAGUUGUUCUUGUGAGUAUAAUCAUUGCCUUCAUUUGCAUGCAAACACUGCCUUUUCAGAAAAGGCAGUGUUUACAUUGCCCCUAGGGACACUUCCAAGUGGCUACUCCUCAGAUGACCACUGGAGGUGCUUCCUGGGGCAGUGCUGCACAGUAGGCAGCACCGACGUUCAGCGUCUCCACGCUCAACAUGGGGAUGCUGAACUUUCCUCAUAGAGAUGCAUUGUUUCAAUGCAUCUCUAUGAGGAGGUGCUGGUUGGCCAAAACGGCGUUUGGCACCGCCCCCUUGCCGAUUUUCGCCAAUCCAAUGCUUUCCCCAUGAGUUUUAACCCAUUCUGAGGGGGGUAAGGGGGUAAAAGCCAUCUAAAUGGUGGGUUUUCACUAUAGGGUCAGGAAUACAUGUUUGUGUUCCUGACCAUAUAGUGUUCCUUUAAUAUAAUUAUUAUUAAUAAUAAUAUCAUUAGUAUUAUUAAUAUAUAAACACAUAAAUAUAUGUUUAAAAGAUACAGGCUUUGUAACUGCCAAUCCCCCAUGCCUUCUGGACACAUUGCUGUGUACCCCACUUCCUAUAGACUGUAAGCUUCUUUGAGCAAGGCCCUCUUUACCUUAGUGAUAGAAAAAGAAAAUGUUCUCUGAGUGCUCAUGGACCAAAGUAAAUUUUUGCGACCAUGAAUGCAAUGGAUUUUAUGAGGAUACAUUUCAUGAUUAAAGUGAUCAACAGACGGGGGCGGGCCUGACCUGCAAACUGAACAGAAGCAUGUUCACAGAGCUCCCGUUGCAUUUGCCAAUUUCUAUGAAAUACUCCUGAAUAUCUAGCUUGCACACUACCCAAGCUGGGAGUACCUUGGUGAACAUUUUUACUUCUUACUCGAAAGUUUCAGAACGCAGGAGCCCAAGAUGGCUCACUGUGUCCUGCGGUUGCUAGAGCUGGUGAGAGGCGGCCACUCUCCUCGUCCUUGCACCCGCUGAACUCCUGCUCCCCUCCCCAACCCCCCUCUAUUCCCAGGAGGCAACCCGGCCUUGUGAAAGGUAUAACUCACUGUCGAACAACCAACAUGCAAACUCAGAGACACGUAUCAUGGCGGAUGCCACGUGCUCCUCUAUGUGCCGUGCUGAACAACCAGACUUCGCAGCUAAGCUUGUUAUUCAAUGCCUUCUGGAGAAGCCUAGCACUCUGACAAAACCAAGCUGCAGCCUCCACAUCGGGUAAACACUUACCUCUGGGGUUGCCUGCACGCUCCCAUCACAGACACCCAGAGCUCACAGCCAAAAGAGCUCAAAAAUGGCGGCCGCGAAGGAGACGUCCCCGGUCCUAUAAUACAGCUGCACAAUUGAAGCCAAAAGCAACAGGGCUUCGCUCCAAGAGAUUGGAGACUCACUCCAGAUCUGGCUGCCGGCUGAGGCAUAAAUCAACUAUCCCAGCGAGUCUGUACGCCGCUCCACCCACGGACUCCACGCCACAGUGGCUGAUCUUGAGGACCUCUGAGGGCCUACCUCACUUGCAUGAUCCUGCCUUCUACUUUCAGCUAGGUGACCUGCGGGGCCUUAUAACAGCAGUAUCAUGGCUGGGCUCAGUGUUCCCACAACAGGGUAGUGGCUGAUCUUGGAGGUGGCUCGCAUCAACUAUGGCAUUAUCUACACCAACAGUAUGCCAGACUUACCUCCAUGUUGAACUGACAAACUCCUUUUUUUUUUUUUUUUUUUUUUUACUUUUUGAUUUUUGUUCAUUCUUCCUGAAUGUGAGACCUGCGGCCUGCAUACCUUGGGGGACCUCCUGGAGCUUUUUCUACAUUAUGUUAUGCACUCUUAGCGCAUGUAACUCCCCUUAUUAAGGUUAAGCUUCCUAUAAUGCAGAACAUGCUUUAUAUUAUUCCUGUUUCUAUUUUCUAUAUCUAAAUUUUUUUGCAAUAGACUUUAUCUUGCAAGCUGUGCUAUACUAUUGAUGAAAGUGUAUACAGUGCCAUGCUUGUUCCUUAUUAUGCAUGUCAAAAAUAAAGAGUAAAAAAAACAACAACAAAAAAGCAAUUUUUUUGCCUUAAUUUUGGUCACGCACAUCCACUGAGUAAGCGCCCACUGUGCCAUGAAACUUGUUGAGGAUUUUUUUGUGGAUUUAUUGGCUGGAUUUCAUCUGCAUUAGUAAUGUACUAGUGUAUAGACUUAUAUUUGGACCAAGUAUUAACAUUUAUUUUUACAAAGUUCUGUUGGUCCCUUUUUUUUCCGCAUAUCAUGUAAACCGUCCCAUUUAUGGACAAAUUAUUUAUUAUUCUGCUGAAAUACUGCGUACAGAAGACACUUGUAUUGUCAGCUAGAUUUGUACCAAUUGAUGUGUUUUCUCUACUAACAUUUUUAACAACAUUAUGAUAUACAGCAAUGUAUUUGUCUACAGAUGUGAACUUAGAGUUACUCUAAGCACCAAAACCAUUUCAGGUUGCUGAAGUGGCAUAGGCCCUGUCUCUUACCUUUUAAUUGGAGCGUGUAGCUACACCACCGCAAGUGUCAGUUAGGGUAGACAUAUGAAUUUUGUACAAUUUGCGUGUGCUGUCUGCAUCCAACACUGAACCCAGGAAAUCACUUUCAUGACUGUUAAAGGACCACUAUAGUCACCCAGACCACUUCAGCUUAAUGAAGUGGUCUGGGUGCCAGGUCCAGCUAGGGUUAACCCUUUUUUCUAUAAACAUAGCCGUUUCAGAGAAACUGUUAUGUUUAUGUUAGGGUUAAUCCAGCCUCUAGUGGCUGUCUCUUGACAGCCGCUAGAUGCGCUUGCGUGCUUCUCACUGUGAUUUUCACAGUGAGAAGACGCCAGCGUCCAAAGGAAAGCAUUGUAAAUGCUUUCCUAUUAGACUGGCUGAAUGCGCGCGCAGCUCCUGCCGUGCAUGCUCAUUCAGCCAAAGAGGAGGAGAGGAGGAGGAGAGCUCCCCGCCCGGCGCUGGAGAAAGAGGUAAGUUUAACCCCCUCCUUUCCAUCCAGCCCAGCGGGAGGGGGACCCUGAGGGUGGGGGCACCCUCAGGGCACUAUAGUGCCAGGAAAACGAGUAUGUUUUCCUGGCACUAUAGUGGUCCUUUAAAGUGACAACCACUAGAGGUGAUAAUAGGCAGUAUUGUAUUUAAUGGCGAGAAACACGGUAUAUAAUUUGUGUGGGUACAGUAAAUGAGUAAGAGGAAAAUUAUAGCUAAACACAAACACUGUAAAAAUGUAAAAAGAGCCCUGGUCCUUAACAGUAAGAAAAUUGAAAAAAGGUCUGCUCACUAAGGGGUUAAUCAUUUGUUAGGUCAGUAUUUAUAAAAGAAAACAAACAAAGUAGUUGAAUUUGUAAAAGUUGACGUGUGCUCCUGAUUUUAGAAUAUGAAGUGUAAAUGCAUAUAUUUAGCUAAUCUGUUACUUAAAUGGGAUUAAUGCUAAGAGCAACUAACCUGACCUUAGAUACCCUGAAGAUUAACAUUUUUCUAACCUUAACUCUGUAUAACCUUUUUAAUAAAUGGACUGCAUUGAACUGGACUGCUUUAUAAAGUCAACAAUAUCUCAGCAAUACUUGUGACUGUACUACAAACACAGCAAAGCGAAUGCCUUUGCUGUAUUACAUAUCUCAGGAUUUGGAAGGUAUUUGUAGCAUGCUUUUGAUCCUUCCUGUGUAAGAAUCCUGGGAUUUCUGUAGCAUAAUUCAGGUUAAAAAAAAUAAGAUUUAAGACUGCCAGCACCAGUUCAGUGCUUACAGGGAGUGGAACCAUGUUUUAUAGCUGUAGAGCAAAUAUUUCAGAUAAAAUCCUUUUUGGGUUCAAUAACAGAUUGACCAUUGGAGUCUACUGGAGCAUAUCUGACAAUUAACUCUAUCAACCUUAGUGAGUGAUUGCAAGUCCCAAAAUGGAAUUAUUGUAAACGUCAGAAGAUAUUUUUGUUUCUUAGUUUUUACCAAAAAUGGUCUUACAGACUGUGUGAAGAGAACCCUUGUCUCUUUCAUUUAAUCUUGUCCUAGAUAGAAAGUCAUUUAGUAAGAUAUUCCUGUUUUUAAACCUUGAUUACACAUCUCACCAUUUCAUAUGAUGUGGGUUAUGAUAACUAUUCACUAAACAGUGUUGCAACAUUUUGGCCAUUAUAGCUGUUAAAAUAGUCUGUAGUCUUUAGCCUAAAUUAAUUAGGAACAAUUAAGGCACCAAAAUACCUUUAGCUUAAUGAAUCACUUUUGGUAUAUUGAUCAUGCCCUUGCAAUCUCACUGCUCAAUUACCUGCCAUGUAGGAGUUAAAUCACUUUUGUUUAUGUUUAUAGUGCCCUAGCCACACCUCCUCUGGCUGUGACUGACACAGCCUGCAUGAAAACAAUGUGUUUUUUUUUUUUUUAAGUAACUUAUGUUAAAAGUUUUUAUCUUCUGCUCUGUAAAUUGAACUUUAAUUACAUAUAGGGGUCUCCUGCUGAGUCAAGAAAGCCAUUAACAGAGCAGGAUAUAAUACAUUCUAUAUUAAAAAGAAUUUGCAAUAAAGGAAGUUUAAACAUUAGAUGACUCUUUACCAGAAGUGACUAGAGCUGUAUAAACAAAAUGAUUUAACUCCUAAGUGGCAGAGAAUUGAGCAGUGAGACUGCAGGGGCAUGGUCUAUACACAAAACUGCUUCACUGAGCUAAACUUGUUUUGGUGACUAUAGUAUUCCAUUAAUUAAUCAUUUUGGUGGAUUAACCCCAGUUUGUUCACUUGACAAUGUAGGGAUAGAUUGCAUUCAACUUGCUUCCUGUGUGUUUCUUACAGGUUAUUAGGAGUGGAUAAGCUAUUCUCUUAUGCUAUUAACGAAUGGCUAACUGAUGUCAAGAAGAACCAACUGCCAGGAAUUUUGGGAGGAGUGGGGCCAAUUCAUUCUGUGGUCCAACUUGGUGAGGCAUUAUUUCACUAAAGAUUUCUCUUUGUGGGGUUGUGUUUCAUUAUCUGUUAUUUAUAUGAUUGUGCUUUAGUUCAGGGUCUGAAGGACUUGGUGUGGCUUCCGAUAGAACAGUAUCGAAAAGAUGGCCGCAUCGUAAGGGGUUUUCAAAGAGGGGCUGCAUCGUUUGGCACAUCCACUGCUAUGGCUGCUCUGGAGCUGACCAAUCGAAUUGUCCAAACCAUCCAGGUAAUACUCAUUUUGAUAAAUGAAUGCACAUUGUAUAUUGGUUCUUGUGUGCAUGAUUCAUCUAUUUUUCUGUGUCUUCCUGGCAUUAAGUAAAUCAAGAGCAUCUUAUAGCUUUGCCAUUGGACGCUUUCUUUGCGCCAUCAUGUAUGGUAGCACUUAAGAAGCUAUGGUAGCAGUAUACCCUAUUUUUUUAUUAUUAAUCUUUUAGCAGGAUUUUAUUGGAAAGUCCAGGUUAUUUACCAACAACUGUAUUCCAAUGGCUUGGUGGGCAUACUACAUCAACAGGCUCUUCAGAAUUUCUUCUUCUUCACUGCACAGUGGAAUGUUAAAUUAAUCAGCUACGUUCUUGUAAUGCCAAGUUCUUUAGAGGAUUUAAAAUUGCUGUACAUUUCCAAGAUAACCAUUGCCACUUGGAAAAAAAAAAUAGUGGUAAUUACUGUAGAACUAGUAGAUUAGUAGAUUAGUUAGAUAAAAAUAAUCUGUUGGGAAUAUGCUUUUUAAAUUGAUUUACAAAAAUACAGUUUAGUUAAUAUUUAUAUACUAGUCGUGGGAACAGGGGAGACAUCUAUCUUUCUCUAAGUGGUUGUUUAAGAAACGUUGCAGGUACCAUAACCACUUUAGUGAAAUUAAUUGGUUAUGUUGCCUGGAACCGUGGAUAUCUUACCUCCAGUUAAGACAUGAUGGAAGCACAGCUAUGUUUUCGCCAAGCACCAUACCAAUUCAUAAAAGGUAUUUGGCCAAAGACUAGCUGAGAUUGCUUAGCUCACUCUCUCGGCCUACUACUACCCAGUACCCCUAAUACAGAGUGAAGCGGUGCAUAGCUCCAUCUCUGCUAUUUCAUCAUUGGAGGCUGAGCUGCAAGCUGACGGGAGUCGGUACUUUUGUUCAUUCGUAUGAGGGGAACAAUCGCUGCUAAGAGCCAGGUGGAACCGUUCGUGGAAUUAUUUGUUUUUGCAACUUUACGAAAUAGACCGGCAAAACUACCCAAACUCGUGGAACUGUUUUGGGCAGCAACAUCGCGGUUAGCCGGUCACAAAUGAUGAGUAACAUGCUUUGCAGUGAUGCAGGACCCAGCACCUAUUGAAGUGGUUAUGGUAAAAACAGUGUCCAUGUAACUCUGUGUUGGGACCAAUAUUUUUUUGUUUCCAUGCUAUUUCAGUGGGUCUAUAGUGGUUGGAGCACUCCCAUUGAAUUCAUCAUCCUCCAUGCAUCUGUCUACUAUUGUUGUUUGCACUCAUGGCAUUGGCUUUCGCAGUGUAACGAAGACUCCCUCUGACACAGGGAAGAAUCUAGUUAGUGAUUUGUCAGUUCCUACAAAAAAAAAACACUGCUCUUUGUAAAGCAAAAGCUAAAAACACAUUCCAAGUAUCAUAACACUCUAAUGAGAUAUGCAGGACCAUGCUGAUUGGCUCUUGUCUUGUAUCAGCCAUGAAUUCAUGAAUAGAGACAUCUGGCUUCUGCAAAAGAAGCAGUGUGGAUGCCUGAGGUGCCCAGGUAAGUUGUCAGGUUUCUAAAAUGGUAUGACAAACAGCAGCCUGUAGUGUUGAUGGUAUAUGGAAUAACAAUUAAAAAAAAAUUUUUACCUGAAUUUCUGGUGUGUGUAUAUCUUGGCUGCUAUCAGAAAGGACAGAUAAACCAUACUGUUUAAAUUGCACUUUAAAGGGAUGGGAACAGUUGGGGGAAAAAAAAAACGUGUUAAUAUUAAACAAACCACUACAUUUUCUUUUUUUAUGAAUAAAAUAUUACACAUGAUUUCAUUAAGGGGGUGGGCCCAGCAAGUUUAAACCUUUUUGUUUGCUAGAUCUAUGCAUUUUCUUUAAUUGUAAGCGCCAAUCCCACUUUUGUGUGAUCUCUGCAUUGUUGACCACUCUUCAGCUUGCAGUCCUUUUAAUAUUUUAUUAUGCAUGCUUUGACCUCUCGGUAUAUCUGUAAAAUGUUUAAAAAAAAAGUAAUUUCUAAUCCAUUUCUUUUAUUAGGCUGCUGCGGAAACAGCUUAUGACAUGGUGUCCCCUGGUCUAAGUCCUGUGGAGUUGAAAAAAUCAAAUAGAUUUUCACAUCACAGAAUGUUGCAUCAACCAGUAGAUCUAAGGGAAGGUGUGGCUAAAGCUUACACUGUUGUAAAAGAGGUAAGAUUGUCUUUUUCUGGUAGGGAAACUGUGUUACAAUCUUCAUGAAACUCUUUAUGGGUUAUACGCUAAAAAUGUAGAAAUGGCAAGGAAAUUUCUACUUUUGGUUGAAAAAUCUUGAAGUCAGCUAUAUCUUAGUUUAGUGAAAAUACCUGUCUGUCAAAACCAAAACAUGCGAAUGACAGUCAGCUGCAGUUAGGUACACAUAUCUAAAUUAUACACUGAGCUGGCAGAAUCAUAAAAAUGUUUGCUUUGUUUGAUAUCAUACAAGAACUGGUGCAGGCACAUUGAUGUUCAAUACAAUAGUGAUAAGUAGUUAGUUUUUUGGGUAAUAUAGCUAAUGGGUGAUAUAUCUAUUUGUGAAGAAAUCCCUCUUUGUGUUCAGUAUUUCUCCUAUUUUUCAUUCGGUACCGAACAGAGACCACCCCUGUGGCUCGUUAACUUCAAUUGAACCCUCUACCUGUGCGGCCGUCGUUCGUAUUGCCGAACGCCGUGUUGCUGAUUAAACGGCGGCCAUCUUUUUCUGUGCAAACAACGGCAGCGGGACUUGGUCGUUGAGUGUCUGGAACUAAAAUCAGACACUCGACUUCCUGAACACCAGUCCCAACAUACGAACGCUGGAUCUUUAUUUCCCGAACAGAUAGAAGAGCGCUGUUCGGUACUUUUGUUCAUUCGUAUGAGGGGAACCGUUCGUGGAAUUAUUUGUUUUUGCAACCAUACGAAAUAGACCGGCAAAACUACCCAAACUCGUGGAACUGUUUUGGGCAGCAACAUCGCGGUUAGCCGGUCACAAAAGACUUCCAUACUUUUUGCGAACCCCUGAACCGAUCUGGGUGAAAUUUGAAUAUGUUGGUCACCCAGAUCGGGGCUAACAGGGGACAUAUUAUUUGUGGGGAUACCAUAUGCAUGAAGGGGUGUUCUAAAUAUUGGGUAAAACUGUAUUUUUUCUACCUGGAGAUAAUUAAGUUAUUACUUUCUCAGACUUGAUUAUCUCCAGGACUAGGGAAGGGAAUUGUAUGUUUGUGCUGGGAGUGUUUUAUGUUUUCCUUGUAAAUGAUUGGAUGUACCAUGUCCCUCCCUGUGGGAUGUCCCCUUGCACCGGGACUUGCAUAAAAGCCAGUGUGUGGUAAUUAAAAGCCAGUUAUGUUGCACCCUUCUUCUAGACUCCGGAUGAUGUUUGGGUAUUCGUAUGCUUUACUAAGGGAAUCGUCUGGUAAAGCUAUUGCAUUCGUAUGGGAAUCGUUUAUUUUAUCUGCCGAAUGGAGAGUUAUAAUCACUGAUACUCUGGCCGUUCGGAAGGAAACUACCGAAUGAGGAUUGGAUAUACUAGGUUUCCUUACACUAUUAAAGGGACACUAUAGUCACUGGAACAACUACAGGUUAUUGUGGUUGUUCAGGUGUCUAUAGUGUGUCCCCACAGGCUUUUUAAUGUAAACACUGCCUUUAAAGAGAAAAAGCAGUGUUUAAAUUGGUGCCUAGUAACACCUCUAGUUGCAUUCACUCAGACGGCCACUAGAGGUGCUUUCUGUGUCAGUGAUGCACAGUGUGCAGCGUCUUCACGCUCUGCAUAGAGACACUGAACGUUCCCUACAGAAAUGCAUGCGCAAUAGCCUCCCAAUGCUUUCCUGUGGGAAAACAUUGAAUAGACUGAGAUCAUCAAGUUUGGUGACCUCAGCAACAGGCAGAGCGAGGCGGCGCCAACCUUGGCAAGACCAGCGUGGCAUUGGAAAACAGGUAAGUAAAAUCACCUUUUCAAAUAGAGACAAAGGGGUCAAGAAUCUAAACAGUGAAUUUACCAUUAUAGUGUCAGGAAUACAUGUUUGUGUUCCUGACACUAUAGUGUUCCUUUAAGCUAGUAGAUUUUGUUGCUAUGUGUUAGGAAUGUGGGUAUGGGGGAUAAAAUGGGGCUUUAGAAUUUAAUGUCAGGAAGGCGGAAGCAUCGCUUUUGAGUUAUAUAUUCAGACUGUGAUGUGAUAGAAUGUAGAAAUAUUGAAAUUUGGGUGAAGGGAAAAUGGGUGGGAAAGUUAAAAUGGACAAAAAAGGGAUGGUAAAUUCUAUUGUGAGUGUAAUUUUAAGAAUUUUGAGGAUGCAGUAUGGCGGUGGGAAUGGAAAUUAUGAGUUGGCAGUUUCGCUAUGAAAAGGGGAAACUGAGCAUGCAUUUUGGCUGUGUAAUGGAGCAGGUUCUAUGCCAUUGAAAUGGUAGUAUGGCAAAAGAAAGAGAGAAAUUAGCAGGUAGUAUAGCUGUGGGAGUAGGUUUUUUAUAUCUUUAAGAUGUUGUUUUAUGUUUUUUUUCUGAUUCUGACAGUGCUUAUAUAUUUCAUUAUACCAGGGCAUAACAGACACAGCUCAGGCAAUCUACGAGACGGCUGCUCGGGAACAUGAGAACAGAGGCUUAACUGGAGCAGUAGGAGGAGUCCUCAGACAGAUCCCACCUGCAGUGGUAAAACCUUUAAUAGUUGCAACAGAAGCAACGUCAAAUGUACUUGGUGGAAUGCGGAAUCAGAUCAGACCUGAUGUGUGGGAGGAAGAGUCUCAGAAAUGGCGUUUAGAAGAAGGUUAGGAUGCCAAGUACAGUGUUUAAAGGGACUUCCAUCAAGGAUCAUUGUCUUUACAGCAGUUUGAAGCAGCUAUCCUGGAUAGGUUUCAGGGUCUUUCUACGAAAGUGGCUCAGGAAUUCUAGACGUUCUUAGCAACAGAAGUCAAGAAAACACUUUAAACACUACAUUUUGAAGCUUCCUGGAACUCGACAUAGUCUUCUAAUAGACCUCUGGACAAAUGAAUUCUAGAUAGAAAUAAGAACUAGGACAUCCUAUUUCCUGUUACUUGACAUCUCCCUGCUUUGGCUGCUGUUCUUCUGGAUUCCUUCCUAAGUGGUGAUGUUUUUUUUUACUUACAGGAUAUCCUGACCAUGGUUUAAAAAAAAAGCUCCUUUGAACUUUUUCUGUGAUUUGGCUUCAAACAUGUGGAAAAUAUGCCUGUUUCCACAGUUACAUGUAGUCAAUAUACAAAGCUUACAGAAUUUGUACCUUUCUGUUUUUGUAGGUUUAUUUGUUUGUUUGUUUUUCAUUUUGCAACACUGCUAUUUGUUGAAAAAUCAGCCGUUCUAUGUUGUCAGUAAUUUGGCGGCUGAAUCCUGCAAGCAAGGAUCUUGUCUUUCAUUUAGUCUGUAAAUUGUACAUGUUUAAAGUGUGAAUAAACCUCUUGUGUUCUGGUGACUUUAUGUUCUUUUUAUAGAAAGACAUUGGUAAUGCAGUUUGCAAGAAUAUCCUUUCCCUCGCACGCGUGCUCAUAUAUGUGCUAUUUUCAACUGCUUGCCUACAGCCGGGGCACGGUUAAGGAUUUUUGCCACCCUAGCCAAAGACCCUUUUUGAUACCUUCUCAUAAUUCUGACUCCCCUAUGGGAUUUAAUAACUAAAUCAGAAAUUAUAAUCAAUUGACCACGUUUUAGGCCAAAAACGAAAUUUCUUGGACACUGGUCUAAAAUGGACAUUUGCCUUUUUAUUUCUCCACACGAGCAAAUAAACGAUACGAUUGCUCACACUUGAGAAAA
Pelobates cultripes (western spadefoot toad) is the source of this 82210-nucleotide messenger RNA. The record is from the annotation of a GenBank genome assembly. Lineage: Eukaryota; Metazoa; Chordata; Amphibia; Anura; Pelobatidae.